AUGGCAGGAAAACAGAAAAGCAAAAGGUAAAUUGCUCACAUUUAAAUAUGCGUACUGAUAACGAACACUACUUUUAAAUAAUAAUAUAGCUUCUGUAUGUAUUGUAGCUACAUGUGAAGUGUUAGCGUUAUGUCGUUCUUCAUUUGCCUAGGAAUAGUGAAAGCGUGGUUGAUAGCUCAUUUUAAAUAGUCCCUUUCUGGUAUGCUGUUUAGUUUGCAAGUUUGUUUUGGAAUGGUUUACUGAACUGUCAACUCAUCAAAUCUAGCAACAUAACUAAACUAGCGAGUUAGCUAACUCACUCUCCAUAGUCACUGGAGGCUUUUCUUAAUAUCUGAUCUAGCUAACAGUAGCUAAUUUGCUAGCUAGCUUUUUAGAGUAUAGCUAACGUUAAGUAACUGAUAUUUGACUUUGUAAAUAUCUUUGUCUGCUAAAUUGGCUGUGCAUUGUUUCUAUGUUGCAGGAAGUUGGAGGAUCUCAGUGUGGACGAGUUUCUGCUAUCUGGCUUUGACUCAGCAGGUGAGGCUGAUUCUGAGGAUGACACUCCCACCCAGUAUGGACAGAAGUCGAAGAAGAAGAAAGCAGGGAAAUCUGCAGCUCAAGACAAGUAAGUGUCAGUCUCACUUCAAUCGGUGUCUCUCCCACAAUUACUUUAGUCCUGGUCACCUGGUAAAAUGUUGUCUAAUACAGGAGUAUGACCUGUCGUGCAGGGGUGAUGACAGAAAGAAAGGCAAGGCCUCCCAGCACAAGGACUCACUGUCAAGGUUAAAAAGCAAAGAUCCAGAGUUCUAUAAGUUCUUGCAGCAAAACGACCAGACCCUGCUCAACUUUGACGACACAGACAGCUCUGAGGAUGAGGAGGAGAGGAAGUACCACACACUGCCGAAACAACUAGAGGUAGUAGGGCUUUGACUCAUUGACUUAUGUUUCAUGAUGUGAAAAUGUAAUUCAGGUUUAUGUCGUUUUCUAACAUUAUGCAAUGGCCGUAUCAGUCUCCGGACUUAAACACCAUUGAAAACUUGUGGUUUGAAUUGAAGAGGGCAGUCCAUAAGCGCAGACGAAGGAUAUCAAGGAUCUGGAAAUAUUAUGUAUGGAUGUACUCCAAUCUCAUAAAACAUUUUAGAAAAAAGGCUCAGGGUGACGUUAUCCUUGCCAGGUGAGGUAUUAUUAAAAGGUAUUUAAAAUAAGGGGUGUCAAUAAUUUUGACCCCUACCUUUGAGGAAAAAAAAGAUUACUUGUUAAACAAAAUCUUCCUCUGAGCAAUUGUAUGAGAAUAAUAUAAUUUCCAAAUGUUUGGAGCAUACAAUAUAGCUCAGUAUUUAAAAUAUUGAUUUUAGUCAUUUUUGCUCAUGUUUAUCAAGGGUGUCACUAAUUUCGGACCCACUGUAUAUAGUGAGUUGAUGCAAAUCCGUUUUCUGUUUCUAAUAUGUAUGCCUAUGCUUUAUUUAGCCAGAGGAUGAAAAUGUCACUUAACACCAAUUAUAUAUAUUUUUGAAUUUGACAGGUCCAUGGUUUAAGCCAGCUCGUCUUCAGUUAUUUGUGAUUUGUGUCCCUUGGCAUGGACUGUUUUUCGCAUUGCCUGUAUGCCCUUAACAUUCUUCAGAAUCAUGUUAACUUGAAUCUUAUGUGUGACCCUAGGAGGCCAGCUCUGAUGAUGAGGAGGAACAAGGAGAGUCCGCCAAGAAAUCUAAGAAGGCAGCGGAGGUUAUCAAAGUCACAGAGAAAAUGGUUGAUGAGUGGAGAGCUGCAAUCAAGGUAACGCUUAUCUACAGACUAUCCACCUAGCAUAGACCUCCACCUUUUUUCUCUACCAGACUUUAGGUGUAGUAAUGAAAACAGACACGCAACCACACUGAUGCAGGUUGCAUGAUGGUCCUUAUCACUAGCCAACUUUUAGAGAUUUUUUUUCUCCAUGAUAGAAUGGUACUUUAUUUGUCCCAUCUUCCAUCAAUCAAACAUCUGGGCUACCUACCUGUAGCAUAACAUAUUGAAAACAUAAUGUAAUAUGAAGUGAAGGGGCUUCUUCUUGGGUGUUAAGAGUUGUAGCAUGCGUAUACUGUACCACAAUACCAGGGCUUUUGCCCUUCAUUCUCAUCAUUAGGUGGGUCUAUUUUUCCCCUCCCCUCCAUGUCUUUGUCUUUAGGAUGAGCCUACCCCUCGCAUCUUCAGAGAGGUCACACAGGCCUUCAAGGCUGCCGUGGCGACCACCAAAGGAGAGGGGGGAGAUCCGUGUCGAUACAAAGUGGCCGACAGUUCAGGUAGGGAACUUAACCCAUGAGUGUGCAUGAUCCCCUCUUUAGUAGCAUCAACAACAUUUUGGCCUGUACACAUCCAAGGACAAUGAUAUAGUUUAGUGUGUGUGUGUGUGUCUAUUUCUUUGUUUUCUUUCCAACAGUGUUCAACGCCUUGGUCCUUUUCUGUAUCCGAGACGUAUAUGUGGCUCUGCAGAGGAUGCUGAACCUAAAGCCAGAUAAAGAUCAGAAGAAGUAAAAACGAGUGCCUUGUCUCAUGUCUUAACAUUAGCUUCAACCAUUUUCCAAGCACUUCAUUUUGAGUACAAAAAAAAAUGCCAAACAGAUUAACCAAUGAGCCAAUGUAUUUGUCUGUCAAGAUCGACAAAAAGCUAAGGUUUGUCCCUCCAUCUUUCUUCUGUAAUCUUGUCAUCUUCAGGCCAGUGCUUCCAUCAUCCAGUCCCAAAUGGCAGAAGAACCAGGUGGACAUUAGGAUGUACCUCAGCGGCAUCGUUCAGGUUUGUCCCGCUCUUGGUUUCAUCUUCCAGCCCGUUUUCCCCUCCCCCUUGUCUGAAUUGACACUGAUACCUCUCCCUCUUCCCCACUUUCCUAUCUUGCAUAUGUAGUUAUUUGUAUGUACUCUUGGUUUUUUAAAAUCUUCUACCUUUUUACUAUUGAGCUCUUGUUGAAGAGAAAUUCCAAUGUAUGUACCUGUACUUGGCAAAUAAAUGAAACUUGAACUCUCCAUCUACAGCUCCUGUCCUGUCUCACCGAAGCCACAGUCAUCAGCGCGGUCCUGAGGCACGCCAACCAGCUGGUGCCCUACUACCUGUGUAACCCCAAACAGUGUCGCCACCUGCUCAAGGUGCGCUCCGGUUACCACAGCGCCACCUAUAUGUAGGGUGGAGAACCCGCACGCAGAUCAUCGGAGAAAUUGGGCAAAUGUUUCAGUAAUGUAUAGCCCUAGCAGUUAUGGUUUAGUUCUGGGAAUGUCAGUUGAGUAUAUAAAGGGUGUCAUUAGUGGUCAAAAUAACUUUAACUCCAUCUUGUCAUUUUUACAUUAAUAGAAAUUUGUAAUUCAUGAUGUUCAUGAAUGGUCAAACAUGACAAUUUUUUGCCAUUACUGGAAAAGUCUUACAUUUGGAGAUACCAGCUAGGUUUUCCUCUGACAGCAAUACCAUGCUCUGGACUGGUAACAUUUGUAUUUCCUCCACUCCAAAGCUAGCUCUCACAUGCCACCUGUCUGUCUCUAGCAACUGAUCAAGCAGUGGAGCACCGGGGAGGAGACCAGCCGCGUGCUGGCUUUUCUGGCCCUCAACAAGAUCUGCCGACACAAGCAAGACACCUUUCUCAACCCCAUCCUCAAGGUAUGUCCUCUUACAUCAGUUUCUCUCUCUUUUCCAUCCUCUGGGGAGGUGAGACCAUCACGUUUGUGAAAUAUACUUCAUUCAUUUGGCCCAGGGUAGUAAAUAUUGUUUAUAGUUAGUAUGUUUAAAAUGUAUACACAUCUUGGUUAAAAGUGCCAAGAAAAUAUAGCUAACCACUUAGUGGGAAAGGUGUCUGCAUAUGCAACUACCUGAAAUGUGGCACGUAACUUUACAAAGUUGAAAGGGUAAAGUUGCCUGCACAAUGUUAGAACUCCCAAAAUCAACAUCUACCAUUUUAAACCCUCUAAUCUUUCAUUUUCCCCACAGCAAAUGUACAUCUCGUAUGUGCAGAACUGCAAGUUCACGUCACCCACCGUGCUGCCCAUGAUCAACUUCAUGCAGCGGACGCUGACGGAGAUGUACUCGCUAGACACACAGGCCUCCUACCAGCACGGCUUCAUCUACAUCCGCCAGCUGGCCAUACACCUGAGGAACGCCAUGACCAUGAAAAAAAAGGUUAGCCGUUAUUUAGUUAGCAGGCUAAUACAGCCGCUAACGCGCCACACAUCAUCCAGGGCCCAUGAGCAGUGGUCUAGAAUAAAAUAGUGACCUUGUCUCCAAUGUUAGAAUAGCGCUUUGACCACACUAUUAAUAAUAAACCUUAAAAUAUAAAUAAUGUUAUUGGGUCGUUCCACGUCAAUUCAGCAAGCCAUGACAACCACCAUCUCAGGAAAAACUGUUCUGAAAUAGUUUCUGUAGUUGGAUAGAGAUAAGACUAGCGUUCCUGCAACAUUAUUUAGUUGAAAUAUCUGAUGUUGGGUACUAUAUCUAUUGAAUAUUAUAUGAAUCCUAUAAAUUAAAUUGGGUGCAACCAAUUGGAUUCAUUUCUUACAGAUCAAAUUAUUUUUCUACAAAAUAAUGUUAUAGGAAUGCAUAUCUGCUCUGUUUAUAACUACAGAAAACAUUUCAGAGUAUUUCUGUGAAGGUGAGGUUCAAUAUCCUCUUUUUUGAUUCUAUUGGACGUGGAACGACUUUAUUACUGCUAUUAUCAUUAUGUGUACUUCCUGGUGUCCUAUGACAUCACUACUGCUGCCUGAUCCUUGUUUCCAUCACCAAGGGGCCUGUAUUCACAAAGCAUCUCAGAGUAGGAUUGCUGAUCUAUGAUCAGGUCAACCCCUCUUACUCAUUUAUGAUUUCAAAGGCAAAUCUGAACCUAGAUCAGCACUAGCCUUUCCUGUGGGGACCUAAGAACAUGGGACAGUAACUGUUUCAUUGAAGGAAGAUCAAAGAUAAAAGUACAAUCUUAAAAUCCCUCCCUCCCAACCCCAACUUCUCUCCUUACCCAAUACCAUCCAUCAGAUGUAGGAUUACAGAAAUAAUAGUCACAGCAAGGACAUGCAAAAAGACUAGUCAUGAUAAUUCUUUCACAUUUUAUUAUGUAAAUGUUUCAGAGGAACAAUUGGAGCUCAGAGUAUCCUUUGUCUAGAUAUCAUAUUGGCUCAAUACAGCGUUUGUGGUGUUCCCCUCACAUAAGGUAGAGCAGGAAACCACUGUAAAUGUGGUGGUAAAUGCUACCUUCAUAGCACUUGGAGCCAGGGGGGAGGCACAUGUAAACCAAGUCUCCCUCUUCCAGCUCUAGAGUCACUCCAUUGGAUACAUUCUCUUGGUGUCCAUGACACUUCCACUGUUGACGCCACAUUAUACCCUGGUCAUUUUUUAACAAGCGUACAGUCACCCACCGGGAUGAACUGUUACUCCCUGCACUGAAUCUGAAGAAGACUUCUUUCACCGGUAGUUGUGAAGACACCCGCAUCAGAGGAAAAGCAGGGAGAAAUCAACACCGUCUGGCUCUCAUAGACACUGGAGCAGCGUGUUAGUGAUGCUGGCCCCCUGUGGACAUGGCUUUAUAUGUAGAUUGGUGUGCAAGUAGUACCUGAAAUUGGGAUGUAGGCUUUGGUGAUGUUUGUGAAGACUGGUCUAGACCACAGUGGUGUCACUAUUGAAGGGUCCAACCGAACUACUUAAAGCAGCAGUGAAUGUAAACUUUGGCCCGUCUGUGAACACAGGGGAACAACACAGAUACUCAUAGAGUAUAUUGCUUACUGUAUAUGCCUUACCACUAAGACUAAAAUAUUCUGAAACAUAUAGAGCACUUUUUUAAAUAUAUGCUACAUUGGGGAAAAUGAAAUAAUAUGAUCCCAGUUUUCUAAAGGUCUGCAUCAGUGGCUUGUAGGCUAUGCGUGGAAGCCAGGAGAUUCUAAACGUGUUUGUUAAUUAACGGUAAAUUACCGUGAAACCGGCAGUUAUUUGCUUGACAAUCACCAGCUGACAAUUUCAUGACCGCCAAAGCCCUAUUUGUGCGUAUGGAAAAUGUCUGGGAUGAUUUAUUUCAGCUCAUGAAACAUGGGACUAACACUUCACAUGUUGCGUUUAUAGUUUUGGUCUUUAGAGUAACUUGUAUUUUUAACAAGAUACGUUUUGAUGCGUCCUUUGCCCCAUCUCUGCAAGUAAUGUGUGGUCACUUUCUACUUGGAACAUCCUACAUUUCUAAUAAUAAGUCUGAUAAAUCCAUUUAAUAUAGCCUACACCAUCACAAUAAAUCCAUUCUUUAUUUUAGACGGGUCUAAAGAAACAUGAUACGAAGAAAAUGUAGUCUAUUUCAGAAAAACAGAAUAGCAUACUCUGAGUUGUCCUUAUAUUAGGCCCUGAUCUGGCUAUGCCAUAUGGCUGUGGGCUACACUAGUUCAUUUUGCAGACAAGAUUUGCUUAGAAUUCCGUGGCAUUAUUUUUUAUUAUUUUAUAGUAUGAAGAAUACAAUUGAACAUAGCUGAAUAAAAUAGAGGAUAUUUUCACCAAACGAUUUCCAAGGAAGUGCGCACAUGCGGCUAUUCUGUGUUGAGUGGUUAACAAAGAAACAGGUCCUCCUAUAUGCUUCAUUUGGUUAUUUAUGCAACUUUAGUUGUGAUACAAAGGUUGGGCUAUAUGUUUAGAUUUUUAAUACAUUCUAAGGCAUGAUGCGACCUAAUGAUGAUUUGAAAAAAGUCGCAUGAAAGGCAUGAUCACUGCAUUGUUUUUUGCGCAGGCUGUACACACUUCAUCACUCUUAUUCACAAUUUGACAAGCACUUGAUAAUAUUCUCACCAGGCCUCGAAUUUCCCAGCGGCAUCCCCCUUGUGUGGCUGUAAUACCCCCUAAAAAUCCAUGCCUUUUGUGGCAAAAUAUAUAAUAUAAUGAUAAUUCCUUUCUCCUGGCUGCCGUGCUCCGAAGCACUUCUCACUCACAUGGCUCUCUCAGAUAUCUAAAUUCUUAUUAGCCAAUGCCCGUCACGUGAUCGGGUCCUUCUCACAGGCAUGUAGGCUAAAAGUGAAGACCGACACAUCGGGGACGCGCUCUUAUCGAAUUGCAAGGCACAUAUUGAAGAUGUUAGAAGCACUGUCGACAUUUAGCCUACUUUUCGUCAGCCAACAAGAUGAGUAAGCCUAACGACCAGCAAACGCACUAGCCUAUGUCAAUCUACUAUGCCCAAUAGUACAAAAGUUGACAUGUUCUAUUGGUCAACUUGUCCUUCUGUGCAAUAAAUAAAUAUUCCAAACACACUCUGGGACAGAAGUAAUACAACCACUCGGAUCAAAAAAACCUUGUAAAAGCAAUGAGGCUGAUGGAACAGAUCAGAACGUUUAGUUUAAAAUGUUGAUAAACUAUUAGGCUAUUUCUUCACAUUAUAAGCGCAGCAAUGCAUACACGGCAGUAGGCUAUAAGUGCAAAUGCUCAAAUCAAUUAGCAGGAAAACACUGUUCUCAAGUGACUGCAAUGGUGAAAAUGAUCUUCCUCAAACUUGAAACUCGCGCGCCGCCUAUGUAUGCCAGUUAGGCUCUACACUGUUUGUAAAGCAGAUGAAUGUGCUUAAUUUUAAGAAGUUAUUUGGCCACUUUUUAGUUGUGAUACAAACCUUAUCAAAACAUAUAGGCCUAUGGGCUAGGCUACAUGAGGUGUGCUACUAUGAUUUGAAAAAGUAGCAAAAAAAAGGCUUGCGCUGUUUCUUGCCGUACUGCACACACUGGGCAUCAUUCACAAGUGAUAGGCUAAUAGUCACCCAUCAGACUAUUCUUAAUUUAAUGUUGUCUUUACAUAUACUAAAUAAUAUGUGUGAAAUUAGUUUUGAUUUAGAAUGGACCAUUAUCAUGCACCUGUCGUAACAGGGGCAGGGUAAAAAAUAGACAACAUCUAUGCACUUAAAUAGCGAAUGGAGGACGUUUUUCCGUGGUUCAUUUUCAUGCCAGUCAUGUAGGCUAUACUCCUGUUGUAAAGCGAAGCAAUGUGCUUAAUAUUAGGAAAGUUGAUCAAUAUAGUAGGCCUAGCCUAUAGAAAGCUGAUGGGAUCCUCUUUUUAAUAGAGGCCAUCAACUGUUUUCUCAGGCAAUUGCAUAGCCUAUAGAAAUGUUGCGUAACAUGAGCUCAUGGGCUCUCAUGAAGUGUUUGAUUAGAUUUUUGAUUUAAUUUGCAUUGAUGUCAGUGAUUAGAGGGACAAUAGAGUGCUGAGUACCAGGCAGUUAGCAAGUUUGGUAAGCUAGUAAUGACCAUCAGCAGUAUCAGAGCUUGGAGAAGACUAGUUACCGUGACUAAACGGUCACGUGAAAUUUGACUGCGGUCAUGACUCCUGACCGCCGGUCUGGCGGUAAUACGGUCAACGUAACAGCCCUACGCACAAAAAGCAAACAUUUUGUGCACAAAUUUGUUUACAUUGCUGUUAGUGAGCAUUUCUCCUUUGCCAAGAUAAUCCAUCCACCUGACAGGUGUGGCAUAUCAAGAAGCUGAUUUAAACAGCAUGAUCAUUACACAGGUGCACCUUGUGCUGGGUACAAUAAAAGGCCACUCUAAUAUGUGCAAUUUUGUCACACAACACAAUGCCACAGAUGUCUCAAGUUUUGAGGGAGCGCGCAAUUGGCAUGCUGACUGCAGGAAUGUCCACCAGAGCUGUUACCAAAUAAUUGAAUGUUAAUUUCUCUACCAUAAGCCAAUUUGGAGAAUUUGGCAGUAUGUCCAACCGGCCUCACAACCGCAGACCACAUGUAACCACACCAGCCCAGGACCUCCACAUCCGACUUCUUCACUUGCUGGAUGGUCUUAGACGAGCUGUGGGUUUGCACAACCAAAUAAUUUCUGCACAAACUGUCAGAAACUGUGUCAGGAAAGCUCAUCUGCGUGCUCGUCAUCCUCACCAGGGUCUUGACCUGACUGUAGUUUGGUGCCGUAACCGACUUCAGUGGGCAGAUGGCCACUGGCACGCUGGAUGAAUCCCGGUAUGGUGUUGUGUGGGCGAGUGGUUUGCUGAUAUCAACGUUGUGAACAGAGUGCGCCAUGGUGGCGGUGGGUUUAUUGUAUGGGCAGGCAUAAGCUACGGACAACAAACACAAUUGCAUUUUAUCGAUGGAAAUUUGAAUACUCAGAGAUACCGUGACGAGAUCCUGACGCCCAUUGUCAUGCCAUUCAUCUGCCAACAUCACCUCCUGUUUCAGCAUGAUAAUGCACAGCCCCAUGUUGCAAGGAUCUGUACAUAAUUUCUGGAAGCUGAAAAUGUCCCAGUUAUUCCAUGGCCUGCAUACUCACCAGACAUGUCACCCAUUGAGCAAGUUUGGGAUGCUCUGGUUCGAUGUGUACGACAGCGUGUUCCAGUUCCCACCAAUAUCCAACAACUUCGCACAGCCAUUUAAGAGGAGUGGGACAAUAUUCCACAAGCCACAAUCAACAGCUUGAUCAAGAUGUCGUGGUGCAUGUGGCAAAAGGUGGUCACACCAGAUACUGACUGGUUUUCUGAUCCACACCCCUACCAACAGAUGCAUAUCUGUAUUCCCAGUCAUGUGAAAUCCAUAGAUUAGGGCCUAAUUUAUUUAUUUCAAUUGACUGAUUUCCUUAUGUGAACUGAAAUUGUUGCAAAUAUGUCCGCAUGCUUCCCAACCGAAACAGUUCGGUAGAGUUUGUUCAUAUAUUAUGUCGACAUUUUGUGACGUUGUUCGUUUUGGACUUCAUUUUGGGCACAAUUUUUUCUGGAUGCAAGCCAAAGCUCGGAGCCGAAGUCUACGCCCUUCCGUUGGUGAUUGGUCAACAGUAGAGAUUCUUCAAUAAAGUCUGUCAUUCAAUGAGAGAUGACUCGUUUUCAUGCAAAUUUUUCAUUGGAAAAUACUGCACCAAACAUCUUAGUUAGAUGUAAAAUUGAGGGACUAAGAACUCUUCGGCAAAAACAAAAGAAUUUAUGAAAUUUCUUGACUUGUCUAAGAUUAAUUCUGACUAUUUUUGAGGAAGUGUAUACUGGCUACGGCAUCUCAAAAUGGACAAACAGUACUAUUGCCGCGUUUUUCUCGUUUUUCAAGCUAAAGCUCCUUGUGGCCAAACCCUCCCCUAACCCGGCCAAACCCUUUCCUAAACCAGAUGACGCGGGGCCAAUUGUGCGCCGCCCUAUGGGACUCCCGGUUGUGACACAGCCUGGGAUUGAACCCGGGUCUGUAGUUACUCCUCAAGCACUGCGAUGCAGUGCCUUAUACCGCUGCACCACUCGGGAGGCCAAGCAAAGGUCUUUUAAGGGAGUAUCCGAGCACACUCGCUGGAUUCGGCUAGCCGAAGCAUGCUGACGCCUGAAGUCACUCUGGAUAAGAGUCUCUGCUAAAUGUCCAAAAUGUAAAACUGAAAAAGUGCAAAGCACACUGUAUUAUUGCCUUUGUUUCAGGGGCGGAGCUAAUUAGAAUAAUACCCAUCAUGCUUUGCAAGUGUUCAUUUUUAUAUUUACAUUUUGGUCAUUUAGCAGACACUCUUAUCACACCGUAAUGCCGUCUAACUUAUGAUACCACAGUGGCGCAGUGGUCUAAGGCGCUGCAUCGCAGUGCUAGCUGUGCCACUAGAGAUCCUGGUUAGAGUCCAGGCUCUGUCGCAGCCGGCCGCGACCGGGAGACCCAUGGGCGGUGCACAAUUGGUCCAGCGUCGUCCAAGGUAGGGGAGGGUUUGGCCGGCAGGGAUGUGGGUUCGUUUCCCACGGGGGGGCCAGUAUGAAAAAUAAAAAAAUAAAAAAAAUACAUGUAUGCAUUCACUAACUGUAAGUCGCUCUGGAUAAGAGCGUCUGCUAAAUGACUAAAAUGUAAAUGUAAAUACCAAUGCAGGGUGAAAGGGGCCAAAUUGUUGUGAACCGCUAUUUAAACAAUUAUUUUGAAAUGACAAAUUACAGGUCUCGAAAGUUUUUGAAAUAUUUAAAUUACAUGUAACAGAAAUACUGCCCAUCUCUGAUUACAAUGAUAAUAUGUGAUUAAAUGACAGUUAGUUAAAAUGUUAGUGAUUAGAUUACUAGGAUUUCAAUAACUGUGUUUCUCUUCAGCUCCUCCACCUGGCUCUGUCUGUCACUCUGGCCCCAAUGAAAGACAGUUCUGCUGCUUGGCCUGGAAGGAAAGGACAAAUGGAUAAAAUAUUAAGUAAAAAUCACCCAAAAUACUCUGGCCUUCAUUGCUAGAAUAUCAUGUCAAGAAAUACAAACAAACUGAUGAUUUCAAUUCACUGCUGUUUUCUUGACUAUAGUACAAUAUUUUGUAUCUGUGUUUGAUACAUUGGUCUUUAGAGUAUGUUGAAUUUGUAACAAGAUACAUUUUGAUGUAUAUUUUGCUCAUCUCUGUAUGUCAUGUGUUGUUGAUGUUCGACAACUCACUCGCGUCGUGUGUGGUGAGGACUACAGACUACAAAGGCAAAUCCAGCUGUGCGGUGCCCACCGAAGCCUCCCAGACAAGCUUAACACAUGCUAUGCUCGCUUUGAGGCAGACAAUACCGAGCCAUCCAGGAAGACUCUGUUCUCACCAGGAAGACUCCAGGUGAUUUCGCUCUCCGAGGCUGGCGGGCAUCUUCUGACAUUUUCAACCUGUCCCUCUCCCAGGCUGUAGUCCCCACCUGCUUUAAGGAGACCACCAUCGUCCCAGUGCCCAAGAAAAACAAGGUGACAUGCCCAAAUGACUAUCGCCCCGUCGUGCUCAACUUGGUCAUUAUGAAGUGCUUCGAGUGGCUCAUCAUGGCCCACAUGAAGGCCAGCAUGACAGGCACACUGGACCCACUCCAAUUUGCCUACCAUUUCAACAGAUCCACGGAAGAUGCCAUUUCCAUCACUAUUCACACGGCCAUAACACAUCUGGACAAGAGGAACACCUAUGUGAGAAUGCUGUUUAUUGACUACAGUUAUUGUUCCCUCCAAGCUCGACACCAAACUCAGAGCCCUGGAACUGGACACCACCCUCUGCAACUGGAUCCUGGUGUGUCCUCAGUCCUCUGCUGUACUCCCUGUUCACCCACGACUGUGUGGCUUUGCACGACAUCAACUCCAUCAAGUUUGCUGACGACACCACGGUUGUAGGGCUGAUCACCAACAAUGACGAGUCCGCCUAUAGGGAGGAGGUAAUUGAACUGGCAUUGUGGUGUCAUGACAAACUUCUCCCUCAAAGUCAGUAAAACAAAGGAGUUGAUUGUUGACUUCAGGAAGCAGAGGGGGAACAUGCCACGACCCACAUCAACAGGACAGCAAAAGUAAAAGUCCCUAGUUUUAAGUUCCUCUGUGUCCACAUCACCGAGGACUUGUCAUGGACCAACAACACCACCACUCUUGUCAAGAGGGCACAACAGCGUCUCUACCCCAUGUCUCUCACCCUGGGUCCUCUCCAAAUACUAUCACUGCACCAAGGAGAGCAUCCUGACCGGUUGCAUCAUGGCCUGGUACGGGAAUUGCUCCCUCCCUGACCGCAAGGCCCCCCCAGCGGGUGGUGAAGAUGGCCCUGUACAUCACUGGGACCGUGCGCCCACCCAUCCAGGACAUCUACUCAAAAAGGUGCCUCAGGAAGGCACGCAGCAUCAUCAAGGACCCCACACAACCCAGCCACGAGCUGUUCUCUCCCUUACUGUCGGGCAUAUGGUAUCGGAGAAUGAGGUCUGAUGCUCAGAGACAGUUUCUAUCUACAAGCCAUCAGACUGCUGAACACUUUAACUGGACUGACCACCUGCUCUGAUUCUCAGCGCCUUAGCACACACACACACACACACACACACACAUUCCAUUCAUGCUACACACACAUAACAGCUGCUGCUACCAGACUCUUAUUAUACUGCGCAAUUUACCCUUCCCCAAUACACGUGUAAAUAUUGGACAAUUAAUUGUGCCUUCCUGUAUUAUACUUAUUCUAGAAUGUAUUAUUCUAUUCUACUGCCAUUUAUUUUAUGUUUGAAUUAUCUUUCAAUAUUUCUUAUUGUUGCAUUGUCGAGAAGGAACCUGCGAGGUAAGCAUUUCGUUGGAUGUUGUAUACCAUGCGUAUCCCGUACAUACGACUAAUAAAACUUGAAACUGAACGGUAGUAAGUAAAUGAGAUGUAGCUGCAUCACUGUACCUGUGUUCUGUCUCCAGUUCCUCCACCUUGUUCUUGUGGAACUGCAGUUCAGUGACACUCAGCUCCACUGUCAGAACAUCAACCUGGCAGUCACUCAGGCCACCAUGUAGGUCUGGGCGAUAUACCGUAUUUUAUUAUAAACCGGUAUUGAUGCACCGACCUGUUUUGGGUUUUUACUUUACAUAACAGUAUUUCAAUGUUUGGUUUGUUAAUUGUGUUACGCCACUCCGCCGCGUGUAAUAAUGUCAGUUUUUAUAGUUUGCUACUUGAGUUGUCUCUCUCCUUCCACACACCAAGCCCCGCCUCCUGUCAGUUUUUGCGCUACCACGAGUCACAACAACCACUCGCAGAGACAGUCUGCAUGGUCAAUGCCGCAGAUGUUGGUGACGAUGCUGCUUUCCACUUUGAUUCUUUAAUAUAAAUCCACAAUCGUUCUAUAAUCGCACUUAGUUCGUGUAUUUUACUGUCUGCAAACAGCAAGUUGUGGCUAAAAUAAAUUGUGUUAGCCGCUAAUGCUAAUCGCUAGCUAAAUGUAGUUAGUAAGCGCAAACGUAGCUAGCUGUCCCAUACAGCCUGAUACCAGUGCUGAUUUGUAUUUUAGCUAUGUCAAACCUACAGUUAAGUGAAAAAAUUUAAUGUAACAUUAAUUAGGGUCUACUGGGAAAAACUUACCAACACUUUGGUUCCUACCCUGUCACAAAAACCCCUCCCUGGCAUUUUCAUUAGUUGUCAUGUCAAACAACACUGUAUUCAAAGUGCCCACUAUAUUACAACUUUUGGUGGAAGCUUUAUUGAACAGUAUAACACAAUCACAAUGGACAAAGCCUAAUUAAAAAUGCUUAGAAUGUAUUGCCACCCUAGGGCCAUGCCCUACUCAUAAAGCACGUUUUAGAACUUUUAUUAUUCAAAAACCACAAAUAUCAUCCAAAAAUAUUGUGGUAUGAUAUUUUGGCAAUAUUGCCUGGUCCUACCCCCAUGUUCCUCAGCUCCACUCUCUCUUCCACCACCAUGUCUCUCAGCUCCUUCAGCUCAGUCCAGAUGUCAGGCUGGUUGGUAAACUGUUCAACAUCACUCUCCCUGCUCGCUCUCCCUUCACUGUGACCCUGUUGAGUGAUGUCAUUCUCUCUCACCCUGGCACUCUCUCCCUGAACCCAUGCUGCAGACAGAGAGAACAGCAACACCAGCAGAGCUACAGCACCCUCCAUUCUAUACAAUGCCUCUUCAGAGCUAAAUCAAUCUACUGAGCUCAGUCCCCAUGUCUUUUUACACUGGUCUUGGUGAACCAAUACAUGGGAACUUGAAAAGGUGGCAUCAGUGGAACAUACACUACAUGACCAAAAGUAUGUGGAAACCUGCUUGUCGAACAUUUCAUUCCAAUAUCAUGGCUGUUAAUAUGGAGUUAGUUCAUCCUUUGCUGCUAUAUAACAGCCUCCACUCUUCUAGGAAGCCUUUCCACUAGAUGUUGGAACAUUGCUGCGGGUACUUGCUUCCAUUCAGCCACAAAAGCAUUUGUGAGGUUGGGCACUGAUGUUGGGCGAUUAGGCCUGGCUUGCAGUCGGCGAUCCAAUUCAUCCCAAAGGUGUUCGAUGGGGUUGAGGUCAGGGCUCUGUGCAUGCCAGUCAAGUUCUUCCACAUCGAUCUCAACAAACCAUUUAUGUAUGGACCUCACUUUGUGCACAGGGGUUUUCAUGCUGAAACAGGAAAGGGCCUUCCCCAAACUGUUGCCACAAAGUUGGAAGCACAGAAUCGUCUAGAAUGUCAUUGUAUGCUGUAGUGUUAAGAUUUACCUUCACUGGAACUCAGGGGCCUAGCUCGAACCAUGAAAAACAGCCCCAAACCAUUGUUGCUCCUCCACCAAACUUUACAGUUGGCACUAUGCAGGUAGCGUUCUCCUGGCAUCCGCCAAACCCAGAUUCAUGCGUCGGACUGCCAGAUGGUGAAGCAUGAUUCAUCACUCCAGAGAACGCGUUUCCACUGCUCCAUAGUCCAAUAGUGGUGGGCUUUACACCACUCUAGCCGACGCUUGGCAUUGCGCAUGGUGAUCUUAGGCUUGUGUGGCUGCUUGGCCACGUAAACCCAUUUCAUGAAGCUCCCAACGUACAGUUCUUGUGCUGAUGUUGCUUCCAGAGGCAGUUUUGAACUCGGUAGUGAGUGUUGCAACCGAGGACAGACGAUUUUUACAUGUUACGCGCUUCAGUACUCGGUGAUCCCGUUCUGUGAGCUUGUGUGGCCUACCACUUCGCGGCUGAGCCGUUGUUGUGCCUAGACGUUUCCACUUCACAAUAACAGCACUUACAGUUGACCGUGGCAGCUCUAGCAGGGCAUACAUUUGACUAACUGACUUGUUGGAAAGGUGGCAUCCUGUGACAGUGCCACGUUGAAAGGCACUGAGCUCUUCAGUAAGGCCAUUCUUCUGCCAAUGUUUGUCUAUGGAGAUUGCAUGGCGGUGUGCUCGAUUUUAUACACCGGUCAACAGGUGUGGCUGAAAUAGCCGAAAACCACUAAUUUGAAGGGGUGUCCACAUACACUAUAUAUACAAAAGUAUCUUGAUGAUUGCCCGGUCAUAUGGUCAGGUGCUGCACAGAAGGACCUAGAAAAACUGCAGCUGGCCUAGAACAGAGUGGCACGUCUUGCUCUUCACUGUAAUCAGAGGGCUAAUAUCAAUACUAUGCAUGCCAGUCUGUCUUGGCUAAAAGUAUAGGAGAGAUUGACUGCAUCGCUUCUUAUUUUUAUAAGAAACAAUGUGUUAAAUUCUGAAUUGUUUUCAUAUUCAACUUACACACAGCGCUGACACACACACACCUACCCCACCAGACAUGCCAGCAGGGGUCUUUUCACAGUCUCCAAAUCCAGAACAAAUUAAAAAAACUACAGUAUUUUAUAGAGCCAUGAUUGCAUGGAACUCCUUUCCAUCUCAGAUCGCUAAAGUGAAAAGCAAACCUGGUUUCAAAAAACAGAAGGCAACACCUCCCCUAUUUGACCUAGAUCUUUUGUGUGUAUGUACUGAUAUAUGUAGUUUAUGUGACAUCUUAAAUGCAUGUAGUUAUGUCCUUGAGCUUUUCUUUUUGAUUAAUGUUCUCUAUUAUGCCAUGUUUUGUGUGGACCCCAGGAAGAGUAGCUGCUGCUUUCGCAACAGCUAAUGGGGAUCCUAAUCAAAUACCAACAUUUGGAGAACAUAGCCAAGGACUAUGUGUGACGUAAGAGUACACAGGUUAAUGAUUAUGAGGUAUGAUAUAGGACACUAGGAAGUGCAGAUAAUGAUAGUAGUAAUAAUAAUAGGAAUAAUGUUAUUUAUAAAGAUGUUUUAUUGCGUGGUCAAAGUGACAUGCUAACAUAGGAGCCAAGGGUUCCACUUUUAUUUUAGACGGCUGCUUUUCUCAAGAUUUGUCCCAGUAAUCUCAAAAAGCUUGUUUACAAUAUUCUUUAUUACAAACGACGAAUGGCAUGUAGAUCAGUGCUGAUGUUAAAUUUGAUCUAAUUUAAGGUGUCUGUGUCUGUGUGUGAUCCCUGUAGGAGACGUACCAGUCGGUGUAUAACUGGCAGUUUGUCCACUGCCUGUACCUGUGGUGUCGUGUGCUCAGCACGCUGCACCCUAGCGACGUCCUGCAGCCCCUCAUCUACCCACUGUGCCAGGUCAUAGUGGGCACCAUCAAGUGGGUACACACACAGACACACACACACACACACACACACACAUAGAAAUGAUUGUUUGGCCCGCUAUAGAAUUUCUUAAUCUCGAUGUGGCCCUCGAGACUCCUGAACAGCUAAUCAUUGCUACCCGGACUAUUUGCACUGCCCCCCCACCCCCCUCUUUUACGCUGCUGCUACUCUGUCUAUUAUUUAUGCAUAGUCACUUUAACUCUACCCACGUACAUAUUACCUCGACUAGCCAGUGCCCCCGCACAUUGACUCUGCACCAGUACCCCCCUGUAUAUAGCCUCCCUACGUUUUUUUUAUGUUACUGCUGCUCUUUAGUUAUUUGCUUUUAUUUUUUUUACUUAACACUUUAAAAAAUUAAAAAUAAAUAAAAAUGCAUUGUUGGUUAAGGGCUUGUAAGUAAGCAUUUCACUGUAAUGUCUACACCUGUUGUAUUUGGCGCAUGUGGCAAAUACAAUUUGAUUUGAUUUGAGCCAAAUGUAUUGCCCACCUCUGCCCUAAAAACAAGUUGUACUUCACACUUCCACCAGCAGAUGGUAGUGUUAACCACUGAAUCUGUAUCGGUCUUGCUGUGCAGGCUGGUGCCCACGUCACGCUACUACCCUCUGAGGAUCCACUGUGUGCGUGCCCUCACCCUCCUCUCUGGCAGCACACACACCUUUGUGCCCGUUCUGCCCUUCCUACUGGAGGUAAGAGCCAAAUCCACCCAUCACCAUCUCUCCUCUACCCCCUAUGCUAAGGGUGCCCAACCUUCCCCCAAGAGCACUACCCUCCUAAGCCUGUAUUCACAAAGCGUCUCCCAGUAGGAGUGCUGAUCUAGGACCAGUUUUGCCUUUUUUCCUUAAUAAUGAAUAAUAUUACAUGGACAGGAGGGACCUGAUCCUAGAUCAGCACUCCUACUCUUAGAUUCUUUGUGAAUACGAGCCCUGAAGGAUUUUGCUCCAACCCUAGUCUAGGUAUCACACCUAAUUUGAACUGGUUAGAUGCUCACCGGACCAUGAUUUGCUGAAUCUGGUAUGUUAACUUUCAAAAGGGUUGGAUCAAAACCCUGCAUACCCAGUAGCUCACUAUGAGGAGGGUUGGCCACCCCUGCCCUAAGCACUUGUGUAGCCUUGAUCUGAAGGGGUUGAUUAGAUGGUAGCAAUAUGACAAGAGGACAACCUUGGGCAACAAAACCAAUGGAAACAAACAACUUGGGUGGGAGUGAUGCAACAUUUUCUCAGGUGUCAGUGGAAAACACAGUCCAGUGUAUCAAGGCAGUUAGCGUGGUCUCAACGGCUAACAACGGCAUAGGCUCUGAACGAUGAGGGGGAGGAAGUACAUCUGAGGGUUGUGUGUGCGCGUUAGACACCUUUGUUAUCAGGGUAAGUCACAAACUGUCAACAUGUUUGGCUGUGUGCGUGUGGGUUUGGCUUGUGAGUAUAUGUGGUGUGCAUGUCCGUGUGUGUGUGUGUGUGAUGUGUGUGUUUAUAUAUGAUUCUAUAUAUGGUGCAGGGUUUGACAAACUUUUUUUUGCCACUUGUCCUUAGGACAAGUAGGACAGAUUUUUUUCACUUGUCCAAAAGUAAGAAAUUGUAUGUAACACCAUUUUUGCAUCAUUGUAUGAUACAAGCAACCACUUUACAAAAUAAAAUGCAUUACCAUCUUUUUUACCAUAGAGAAUCAGACAAAAAUGUAGGCUACACUCUGCCUAUUGGCUUCUUUGCAUAUUCAAGCCUGUCUCAAAAUACAACACUGCCCCUUUAAGGUUGGCCACCCUUGGUAGCCUAUAAAAUAUUGCAACAUUACAAUUUAUAACCAAAUACUUUUUCUGUCUUUUAUAAAAUAAUUUGCUCCAGAGCUCAAAAUGAAGGGCGUCCCGUUGUCCCUGGCAUGAUAAUUUUUUUUGUCUAUGGUUCAAAACGCACUCUGGGACAGUUCUGGGACGACAAAUCCAAAAUUCAUACAACCACUGCACAUACAUUUUAAAAAAAAAAGUAAUGAGGCUGAUGCAACAGAUCAGACCGUUUAGCUUAAAAUGUUGACAAAGUUUUAUUUCUUAAUAUUAUAAGCUCAACAUUGUGCACAUGACUGUAGGCUACGUGCAAAUGUUCCAAAAUGCAAUUAGCGAGAGAACACUGUUAUCAAAAGCGCAUUGCACGCGCAAGCUGUUUCAUGUGACUGAGAUGAAAAUAUCCGUUAGCAAUGAAGAAAGAGGAGCUCUGAAGAUGCAUGGAUUACUAAUAUGACUAGGAUUAUGCCGAUAUGCUGCUGGACAAUAAAAUAAAGUUGAUUUGAAAACCAAUAAAACAGAAAUGCUGGUUUCAAUGGCAUAUUAAGUGUUUAUAAAAUAAUUCCCUCAACAUUUUUAUGGUCGUAUUUGGCGAAGUAAGACAUGCUUCAUUAAAUGACAUAAAACGUCCAGGUUUUAAACAAUUACAUUUUAAAGUUACAUAUUUUCAAGAUGCUAACCACCUCUGCUCAGAUUUGAGGUGGGUGAGGUGCGGUGCACAACAAGCACUGUCCUUCACUCUCCGGUCUUGUGACCAUUUGAUUUGAAUGAACCGUGCCUCGAGUAUGUCGAAAGAAUCAAGCCUUUAGAUGGUAAUGUUAAUUAUUCUUCAUUAUAUUUGUCAAACAUGACUGUCGUUUAGCUUAUGUUUAUGUAAUUCAAAGUCUCAUGAAAGUUUGGCUACAUUUUCUGGCGCCUCCCUCAUGUUAGCAUCAGUUUGGACAUUAAGCUGUAGCUGAUAUGCAUAACACCUACACUUCGACAUCUAGGCUUUUUUAUUUAUAUACAUGGAAAAUAGAUGUAAUAUUAUUCCAAUGUUGACCUCUCUGAUCCAAUUCUGAUCGGAGUAAUUGAUUUUGUGUGAUUUUUGUAUUUACUUUUACUUGUCCAUUCGGACAACUUCGAUCGAUUCUUCUUGUCUGACAAUUUUUUUGGGUGUUGAUGUCGAGCCCUGUGAUAUGUGUCUUAGUGAGUGCUAGCCUCCUGUGGUAAGCUAACAUGAGAACGGUAGUAUGGAGGUGACAGCUUGGCCUUGUGGGAGUGGUCACCAUGAUGGUCUGGUGUGUGUUGGUCUGACCAGAGCGAUAAAGCCCAGGCUGUGGUUUUACACUGCUUCUAACGUGCUCUGCAGACCACAUCCUCUCUGUCUACGGCGCAGCCAUUCACCCCCUAGCACACAUACUCCAAGACCCCCUCACAGCGCACAUUGUUUAUUUGUGAUGCACCCCAUUGCCUGUUUAUAAUUUUUUUUAACUGUUCCCCUCGUUAAAGAGAAAAGAGGCUGAGGUGUGCGCUGCUACUGUUUUUUAAUUAGAGCAGCAGAAAAGCACCCCCCUCGUCCUCCCCUGUUUGUGUGUGGGUGGGGGGUGGCCGGCUGCGACAUAGGCAGAGAGGAUGUGGUCUGCAGAGAGUGCAUUAGUAAACCUGCCAACCUGCAUGCAUUUUGCAUACCAUGCAUGCAAUUUGAGGUCUAAGUACGCUGGUAUGAAAAACGACCCUAAAAUAGGCUUCUAGUAGGCACAUUGUGGUUUUUGUCUCUAGUUCUCUGCUCAGGCCCACCCCAGUAGUCAUAGUACUACUUAUUUACCUCCCUCAACCUGGAUGGCAGCUCUCCAGUUUAUUCAUUGAUACCACUGAUGUGUGAGGAAAAAGGGGAAAAUGGAGAAUGAACUGUUUGCCAAAUACAUUUUCCAUAAUGAUAUGUUAGUCAAGCACAUAACCACUAUUAUUUUGUAGUUAGCUCCUUAGCUAAGGCUAACCACGGCAGGUAGCCUAGCAGUUAAGAGCGUUGGGCCAGUAACCAAAAGGUCGCUGGUUCGAAUCCCCAAGCCGAGUAGGUAACAAAACCUCAUGGGUGGCGCACAAUUGGCCCAGCGUCGUCCAGGGUAGGGGAGGGAAUGGCCGGCAGGGAUGUAGCUCAGUUGAUAGAGCAUGGCGUUUGCAACGCCAGGGUUGUGGGUUCGAUUCCCAUGGGGGGCCAGUAUAAAAAAAAAUAUAUAUAAUGUAUUCACUAACUGUAAGUCGCUCUGGAUAAGAGCGUCUGCUAAAUGACUAAAAUGUAAAUGUAAAACAGUCGCUGUGCCCUUGAGCAAAGCACUUAACCCUAAUUUGCUAAAGGGGCGCCAUACAAUAGCUGACCCUGUAACACAGCACAUUCCAUAUGCUUUGAUCUCCGCAACGGUAAGUAGGCACGAGCGCAUUGACAAGCAAGGAAACAUCAAGCAAGGAAACGUGCGGUGUUGUGGUAGUUCAGUGCGCAUCACUGUGUGGAUGGAAACAUACAUACAUUUUAGUCAUUUUAGCAGACGCUCUUAUCCAGAGCGACUUACAGGAGCAAUCAGGGUUAAGUGCCUUGCUCAAGGGCACAUCGACAGAUUUUUCACCUAGUCGGCUCGGGGAUUAGAACCAGCGACCUUUCGGUUACUGGCACAAUACUCUUAACCACUAAGCUACCUGCCGAGCUGUUCCGCUAAUACGUCCUUCACAGAAAGUUAUGUUAGACUGUUAAACAUUAGUAGGCCUAUGUUAAUUAAUUAUUGAUAUGUCUUCUUGAUUUAGCUGCAUAUCAACAAUAGGCUGCUAAUGAGGUGAUAAUAGUUCACCAAUGACAGACAACAAGGCAUGUUGAAUGAAUCGUAGUCUAGUAGUCAGACCUAGUUUGAUUAGGUCAGGGAUGGAGAUCUGAAACAAGCUCCUAUAGGCCUAGUUCAGUUGUUUCAUAUUACAAAUAGCCUACAGUAAACUAGACUACUACAUUGCAUCAAGUAAUUUAAUUAUUCUGAAUUUUCUCCCCAAACAAAAUUUAAGAAGCCCGUUUACAUUUUCAAUCGACUAUCCACAUAUUUAGAAAAAUCAUUACCCCAAAAUGUAACCUAGAAAAAUGUGAAAGUGUCAUUGAGACCACUUCAAUUUCAUUUAGGAUCAAACACAAGACUUCUGUGUUGGCUACAAUGUUUGAUAUACUUUAAGAGUCUAGGUUUCAGCGAAUGUCAGUUACAGGUUUUUCAAAAAUGCUUCCUGAGGGGGGAGUAUCAAACCUUAGGCCUACAUCAGCACCACCUUGUCAGAAAAUCAUAGGGAGUGCCCUGGUUGUACAUUCAAACAUAUUUCUAGUUAGCUACUGAAGAGAAGCCAAUUACCAAGUACCCAUAACCGUCUAUAGCCUACCAUUCCUACUGAGGCAGUCUUCUGCCAACAUCAUUAUUAGGCUAAAAAAGGUGCAUUAGCCUAUGAUUUGAGGCAAAUGCAGCAUCGUGGGGGCCGAGUGUGCCGUCGCUGAAGUGGUACUCAUAAAAAUGUCUUGAGUUGGGAGCAGAGUGUAAACCACAGCCUGGUCUUUAUUGGUCUGUUCAAACCGUUCACACACGAACAAGCGGUCGCCUACAUACUGCCGUUCUCAUGCUAGCUUACCGCAGGAGGCUAACAAUCACGAAGACACACACACACUCCAUAUACAAUAACAUAGACCACACCAUCAUACACACACGUGCAUGCACACCACACAUACUCGUGUGUGGGAGUGUGUUCUCUCUGUGUGUGUGUCUAGUGGGCAGACCGUCACCACAUCCAAAGUUUGUACAGACAGACCCGGCCAUGAGUGCUCCUGCACACAAAUUCACAGCCACUUGUUCACUGCACCAAAUCACUCUUUCAAUUUGGAUGCAUAUUCAAUCUAAGUAUCUGCUCCAAACUGAUAACUACUGAACCAAAAUUAUGUAGUGUCUAGUUAACGUAUUUAUUGUAGUUUGAUAACUGCGGAACACUGUACACUGUACUAUAUUUUUACCUCAUAAAUGUAUUCAUUUGACAUCAAUUUAUGUUGGAAGGUAAAACCAAAUCAUAUAUGGAUGUGGCUGUAAAUACUACAUCAUCAUUCACCAUCAGCCAGUGUGCUUCAAUAGGACAAAGUGGAAAGAUUCACUCUAUGUUCUACCAUUUGGAAUUAUAGUGUAGUGUACGGAGAGCUGAAAUACCUUUCAGCUAAUCAGCAUUCAUGGCUCGAACAUCCCAGUUUAUAAAUGGUAUUAUAAACUGGGUGGUUCGAACCCUGAAUGCUGAUUGGCUGACAGCUGUGAUAGAUCAGACCGUAUACCAUGGAUAUGACAAAACAUUUAUAUUUACUACUCUAAUUAUGGUUACUCCUGAGUGGCGCAGUGGUCUAAGGCACUGCAUCGCAGUGCUAACUGUGCCACUAGAGAUCCUGGUUCGAAUCCAGGCUCUGUCGCAGCCGGCCGCGACCGGGAGACUCAUGGGUGGCGCACAAUUGGUCCAGGGUAGGGGAGGGAAUGGCCGGCAGGGAUGUAGCUCAGUUGAUAGAGCAUGGCGUUUGCAACGUCAGGGUUGUGGGUUCGACUCCCAUGGGGGGCCAGUAUAAAAAAAAAAGAUGUAUUCACUAACUGUAUGUCGCUCUGGAUAAGAGCGACUGCUAAAUGAUUAAAAUGUAAAUGUUGGUAACCAGCUUAUAAUAGCAAUAAGGCACCUCAGGGUUUUGUGGUAUAUGGCCAAUAUACCAAGGCUAAGGGCUGUAUCCAGGCACUCUGCGUUGCGUCGUGCUUAAGAACAGCCAUUAGCCGUGGUAUAUUGGCCAUAUACCACACCCCCUUGUGCCUUAUUGCAAAUUAUGGUGGAAAAUAAGUAUUUGGUCACCUACAAACAAGCAAGAUUUCUGGCUCUCACAGACCUGUAACUUCUUCUUUAAGAGGCUCCUCUGUCCUCCACUCGUUACCUGUAUUAAUGGCACCUGUUUGAACUUGUUAUCAGUAUAAAAGACACCUGUCCACAACCUCAAACAGUCACACUCCAAACUCCACUAUGGCCAAGACCAAAGAGCUGUCAAAGGACACCAGAAACAAAAUUGUAGACCUGCACCAGGCUGGGAAGACUGAAUCUGCAAUAGGUAAGCAGCUUGGUUUGAAGAAAUCAACUGUGGGAGCAAUUAUUAGGAAAUGGAAGACAUACAAGACCACUGAUAAUCUCCCUCGAUCUGGGGCUCCACGCAAGAUCUCACCCUGUGGGGUCAAAAUGAUCACAAGAACGGUGAGCAAAAAUCCCAGAACCACACGGGGGGACCUAGUGAAUGACCUGCAGAGAGCUGGGACCAAAGUAACAAAGCCUACCAUCAGUAACACACUACGCAGCCAGAGACUCAAAUCCUGCAAUGCCAGACGUGUCCCCCUGCUUAAGCCAGUACAUGUCCAGGCCCGUCUGAAGUUUGCUAGAGUGCAUUUGGAUGAUCCAGAAGAGGAUUGGGAGAAUGUCAUAUGGUCAGAUGAAACCAAAAUAGAACUUUUUGGUAAAAACUCAACUUGUCGUGUUUGGAGGACAAAGAAUGCUGAGUUGCAUCCAAAGAACACCAUACCUACUGUGAAGCAUGGGGGUGGAAACAUCAUGCUUUGGGGCUGUUUUUCUGCAAAGGGACCAGGACGACUGAUCCGUGUAAAGGAAAGAAUGAAUGGGGCCAUGUAUCGUGAGAUUUUGAGUGAAAACCUCCUUCCAUCAGCAAGGGCAUUGAAGAUGAAACGUGGCUGGGUCUUUCAGCAUGACAAUGAUCCCAAACACACCGCCCGGGCAACGAAGGAGUGGCUUCGUAAGAAGCAUUUCAAGGUCCUGGAGUGGCCUAGCCAGUCUCCAGAUCUCAACCCCAUAGAAAAUCUUUGGAGGGAGUUGAAAGUCUGUGUUGCCCAGCGACAGCCCCAAAACAUCACUGCUCUAGAGGAGAUCUGCAUGGAGGAAUGGGCCAAAAUACCAGCAACAGUGUGUGAAAACCUUGUGAAGACUUACAGAAAACAUUUGACCUGUGUCAUUGCCAACAAAUGGUAUAUAACAAAGUAUUGAGAAACUUUUGUUAUUGACCAAAUACUUAUUUUCCACCAUCAUUUGCAAAUAAAUUCAUUAAAAAUCCUACAAUGUGAUUUUCUGGAUAAUUUUUUUUUCUCAUUUUGACUGUCAUAGUUGACGUGUACCUAUGAUGAAAAUUACAGGCCUCAUCUUUUUAAGUGGGAGAACUUGCACAAUUGGUGGCUGACUAAAUACUUUUUUCCCCCACUGUACAUGCACAAUAUGAUUGGUAUUUGUUUAUUUGGAUCCCCAGUAGCUUUUGCAGAAGCCACAGCUACUAAAGGGACACAUCAGCAGGGACACGCAAACACACUCAAAAACCACCAAGCAUAUAGUGUUGGAUGGGUUGUUGUUUUUACUGGUAUGCUUUUUUACGGUCUAACUUUUGCCCAUAUAUUUACAUUGAUCAUUUCUUAAAUGUCUGUCGUCAGGAAUCAAAAUUAUUUUUCCAUUGUACAAGCCCCAUACAUUUUACAUUACAUUUUAGUCAUUUAGCAGACGCUCUUAUCCUGAGCGACUUCAAGUGAUGGUGACGUCCUGGCUUGUGUGUUUUUGAGGGCAGGCACUGUCACUGGUGUUUUGAACGUUGUCUAAUGUGUGUAAAGUUUUUGCUAAUUUAGCAUGACUUCUGAAGGCACACAUUUUGUGUUCUUUUGUGUGUCCUUUAGAUUAUCCAUCAGGUGGACUUUAACAAGAAGCCUGGCCGGAUGAGUGUGAAGCCCAUCAAAUUUGAUGUUAUCCUGAAGCUCAGCAACACCAACCUGCAGGAGAAGGCCUACAGGGUGAGUACCGCUAGUUUAGCAUGUUAACUAAAUAGGCUUGUCUACAACAGGAGAAGACGUGUAUAUACUGGGUAAGUAUUGCUAGCUUAAAUUGUCCUUAAAAUGUAAGCUGUUUCAUCUAACAUAUCCAAGGAAUGCAUGAUUGAUAUUUUGAUGUGCAACCUGUCAAAAUAGGAUCUAGAAUGAUCAGAUUUAUUUUGGGCUCUUCAGAUAAUUUGCAUACGUCUGUGCAUAUUGGCCUAUAGGCUGUAUUAUUCACUACACUGUUGUGCGUGAAAAGCCAAGGAGACCGGCCGUUUCUGAGAUAGUGGAACUGGUGUGCCGGGCACUGACGAUCAUACCGCGCUCAAAGUCGCUUAGGUCACACGUUUUGCACAUUCUAACGUUCAAUUGAACAUUAAGUGAAGGCCUCAUUGCCUGUGUGCCUGCUUUAUAUAGCAAGCCACGGCCACGUGACUCACUGUCUGUAGGAGCAAACCAUUUUUUGUGAGCGUGGUGGUGUAUCUAAUAAACUGGAAAAAUCACAGAAAGCUGUGACUCUCCUCUCUGUAUCUAGAACAACAGUAGUUGCUUGGAAAACUGUAUUUUUCCCGCAAUUGCGUUUUGAGCAACGGUCAUGUGCUUCUCAGAAUGCAUUUCUCCCUCCUCCGUGCGCACAGUGGGGAGAGGGAGUGAGUCAGCAGCCGACAGCGAAACGGGGACAGGCAGAUACUUUCAUAGCAGGAAUCAACAUCAUUGUUACUGUUGACAAAAUAAUGGUUUUAGAACAAUCUACAGGAACGUUGUGUAGCAAAAUCACAGAAAAUUACCUACUUACGCAAAAUGCUUUGGUAAGAGGAAGGCAAUGUCGGUUUCUGUCAUUUUCAGUUUAUUGUCCCAGCUCUACUGUGCAACUUUCCUUUAACUGGGUUAUUUUUAUGACUUGUUCUGGCAGACCUUAUGGUGAUGCACCUGUUUUAUAAUGGUUGCCGAGAUUGUGGUGCCUACAAUGGUGUGGCUUGGUGCCUUUGUACAAGGAUUGAUAGUCUGAUAGAUCAUCGGUCAGGUAUUUCUCUUAGCCCUAGCUAUUUUAGCAUGUCUAGAGGGCAUGUGCAACUAUCUUAGGAUGUCUAUUGUUGGAGUAGCCUAAGUCUACAGGGAGAGAGAGGAUGUCCUUUUAAGAUCAACCUGCGGGAGUUGUGUGAAAAUGGCUCUCGUUGUCCUGCAUCGUCACAUAGUUUAGUUUCAUAUUUUUACUGUAUUAGUUGUUCUGGACUUCCUCAUGAAAAUCCAGUCAGAUUUGAUUAAUAAUUUAUAUGACCGUUAAACAAUUCCUCACAAUUCCACCCUCCCUUAAAUUAAAAAAAAAUAUCUAAAGAUUCCAGAUUAGAUUAUGGUGCACAACUCAACCUAUUGUCUGUGUAAUAUAAUAACGAUGGCAUUUACAAGGCAACAAGAGCAGCUGAUGAGCUCCAUGGCUCAGGCCCUAACUAAUAUUUAUUUUCACACUCUUCCCUGACACUGGGUGUUACCCUCCGUGUGUGGAUAAGAGGAUUAAGGGCAGUGGGCGAAAGCGGAUGUCUGGGGCUCUUACCCGGGCGUAAGUCGCAAUGCUCGUUGUCUCUGCCAAGAGGAUUGCCACAAGGCCCUUUGGGAUUAUCCCUCGCACUCCUCUCGUUAGGGUUGGCUCCACCGAUUUCCUUCUACCGUGCAGUCAGUGUAUCAUGACUCAACCCUGCUACUGCCAGACCUGGAUAAACAAGCACCUAUCUGACCAAUAGAUCAAGUAGAGAGUGACCGACUACCACAAUAGACUGUGACAAUGGGUCUUAGUUUGGCCUACAGCACAGAAAUGAGUGUUAUUACCAUAAUAGAAUUCAAAUGGAUGGAACAUUCGGUCAUACGCUCUGUGUUGUAUUCCAUGUAUAGCCUAACUGCCGUGUUGACGGACCCAUGCCAAAUCAUUUGGAAAAGAGGACCAUGUCUUUUGGAUGAGCUGGUGGUAAUGCUAUCUUAACGUGGGGUAGGGCGACAUGGCCUAUAAAUCAUAUAUUUUUAAAGAUCUCACUUAUGGGUGAUUCACAAUAUUUAUCUCUAAAUAAGCUUUGUUGUACAACAAAAGGUAAAAUACACUGCAUUUCAAACAGUCAGCAAUAAUCUAAUGAAUGCAGGGCUUGUGAUAUUAUACCUAGGAUAAAUAUAAGCAUUCCACAAUAAAAAAUAAAUACAUGUUUUUUUUAUUGUCAUAUACACCAGGUAGAUGCAGUGAAACAUGCUGUUUUACUGGGUCAGCCAUAGUAGUACGCCGCCCCUGGAGCAAGUUAGGGUUAAGUGUCUUGCUCAAGGGCACAUCAACAGAUGUUUCAGCUUGUCGGCUCGGGUAUUCGAACCAGUGACCUUUCGGUUACUGGCCCAGAGCUCUAACCGCUAGGCUACUUGCCGGACUUAUAAGACCCAAUGAAAAUGUCAUUUUUGUUACAAAUUUAACUAGAACCAUGCAUAAUGCACAUUCACUAAUAAUGAUGAACUUCUUGUAGCAAGCAUAAUAGAAAAUUAACACAGGUCUCAUUAACAAUCUCUCAAGCACAAGCCCACGUGCUAGUGAGUAGCCAACUAAUCUUUAUAUUUAACCCCCUAGAGUCAAUUUCCGCGCCCCUGUAGAUAUCUAAUUAGCACAAUACAAAUCCCCAUCAAAGUCCAUCUGUUUAAGCUGGAAAUAUCUUGUUUUUUUUCAUGGGCUGCGUCUCAAUCCACCUCAUCUGCCAAUGGCGGCCUUCCACCGCAGAUGCGGAAGGUGGCCGAGCUUCAGUGGUGUUUGUCAGACCAUGAGACAUCCUGGAAAUCAGUCUUCUCACGAAAACGUCUGUAGCGUCCGAACGGUUUGGUCUACACACUGUUCUCCGUUUUGCUCUAGGACACCCACAAGAUUCGUGAAUGGAAGAAAACUCAGCAAAAAAAGAAAUGUCCCUUUUUCAGGACCCUGUCUUUGAAAGAUAAUUCGUAUGAAUUAUGAAAACUUAGGACACUAAAGAGGCCUUUCUACUGACUCUGAAAAAAUGCCUUAGGCAUGCUGCAAGGAGGCAUGAGGACUGCAGAUGUGGCCAGGGCAAUAAAUUACAAUGUCCGUACAGUGAGACAGCACUACAGGGAGACAGGACGGACAGCUGAUCGUCCUCGCAGUGGCAGACCACGUGUAACAACACCUGCACAGGAUCGGUACAUCCGAACAUCACACCUGCGGGACAGGUACAGGAUGGCAACAACAAUUGCCCGAGUUACACCAGGAAUCCACAAUCCUUCCAUCAGUGCUCAGACUGUCCGCAAUAGGCUGAGAGGGGCCGGACUGAGGGCUGGUAGGCCUGUUGUAAGGCAGGUCCUCACCAGACAUCACCGGCAACAACGUCGCCUAUGGGCACAAACCCUCCGUCGCUGGACCAGACAGAACUGGCAAAAAGUGCUCUUCACUGACGAGUCGCGGUUUUGUCUCACCAGGGGUGAUGGUCGGAUUCGCGUUUAGCGUUGAAGGAAUGAGCGUUACACCGAGGGCUGUACUCUGGAGCGGGAUCGAUUUGGAGGUGGAGGGUCCGUCAUGGUCUGUGGCGGUGUGUCACAGCAUCAUCGAACUGAGCUGGUUGUCAUUGCAGGCAAUCUCAACGCUGUGCAUAACAGGGAAGACAACCUCCUCCCUCAUGUGGUACCCUUCCUGCAGGCUCAUCCUGACAUGACCCUCCAGCAUGACAAUGCCACCAGCCAUACUGCUCGGUCUGUGCAUGAUUUCCUGCAAGACAGGAAUGUCAGUGUUCUGCCAUGGCCAGCGAAGAGCCCGGAUCUCAAUCCCAUUGAGCACGUCUGGGACCUGUUAGAUCGGAGGAUGAGGGCUAGGGCCAUUCCCCACAGAAAUGUCCGGGAACUUGCAGGUGCCUUGGUGGAAGAGUGGGGUAACAUCUCACAGCAAGAACUGGCUAAUCUGGUGCAGUCCAUGAGGAGGAGAUGCACUGCAGUACUUAAUGCAGCUGGUGGCCACAUCAGAUACUGACUGUUACUUUUGAUUUUGACCCACCCUUUGUUCAGGGACACAUUAUUCAAUUUCUGUUAGUCACAUGUCUGUGGAACUUGUUCAGUUUAUGUCUCUGUUGUUGAAUCUUGUUAUGUUCAUACAAAUAUCUACACAUGUUAAUUUUGCUGAAAAUAAGUGCAGUUGACAGUGAGAGGACAUUUCUUUUUUUGCUGAGUUUAUAUAUGGAAGUAGUUUAGUGCCUUUGUAAAACAUUCAGAUCUUUCUUAUCUCUUGGAUAUAGGACAGACACUUUAAAACUUCCUUUCGAUAUUUUUUGACUCUGUUUUUCCAUGUAUGAACCUGUUAUUCAGUGUGUUUCUAUGGGCUAAUAGCAGUAAGGCCAAAUUAAAUGUUUCAUCAGAAAUUAAUUAUAUAUUUUUUUGAUACCUAAAGGGGUCCUAAAAUUCUAAAUCAAAUAGCUAAAUGAUCCUUUGUAUGACCGUCUUAAAACAAUUCCAUAUGUUCGCUUAGUAGAACCCCCCCCCCCCCGGCUUAAAGUCUAGCCAACUUGGAUAUAUUUGCUAGCUAGCAAGGUAGAACAGUUUAAUUGUUAUGAAUACACCCUUCUGUCCGUUUCCAACUGUUUGAACAGCAUGUUAGCCUGUCGACUUUGCUACCCUGUCCACCGGCUGCUCUUUCAUUCUAUCGGUUAGGUUGCCAGAGACGUGACCCAGUCGUGAAGUAUUUUUGUUCUAAAAUGUUCCGUUGCCAUGCAGGUUGGCAAUGUUCUUAUCUAGGGGCGUAACGGUACACAUAUCUGUACUUACUGUGAACCCAAAUGAAUACAUACAUUAAAAAUACUAGGCUGUGAGCAGAAAAAAUUUCAGGCUAUUCCGUUAAAACAUCUGAGCACGUUGUAAUCAAAAAUCUAAUUUUAAUUGGCGCAUUUUAAACUGUCCUUUUGUGAGGAGCAGCCGAGAACUAGUUCUGUACGAUGGCGAGUGGUGGGGUCGAUAAACCAGAAUUAGAGGAUCCACCAUUCAUCAUUAUUUAGAUCUCCAGUUUGGGAACAAUUUGGCUUCCCAAAUGGCGAUGGAGAGUUGUGGAUAAAAUAAUAACAGCAUGUCACCACACUCAAUGAGAGUAGCCUAUGCAGCUGCCAACACCUCAAAUAUGUUGCCACAUUUACGCCAACAUCACCCCAGUAUACCGCAGUAAGUUGGAAACGCAAAGAAACAACAACACAACAUCUUCUGCAUUUAAGCAACCCUUGGCAGCUGAUUCUGACCGGGCCAAAUAAAUUACAAGAGCGAUAGGUAGGCUGUGUUUAUAUUUUUUUUACAGUCUUUGGUUUAUAGCCGCGGAUAUACGCCCAUUCUCGUUGGUUGAGAAUAAGGGGUUUCAGCACCUUAUGAAAGUGCUCGAGCCACGUUACGAACUUCCCUCUUGCACCCAUUUUAGCAAACAGGUAGUACCCACUCUAUAUAAGCAAGCCAUCAAUGAAUUGGCCAAUGCACCGUGUUGCGCUUACUUAACACUAGAACAGCCAAGAUGGUCAAUCUGACAGUUUUCAAUUUCAAUAACUUCAUUUCAAUAAAAACCUUUACCCACCUGUCCCUGGCUUUUCCUAAAUAUGUGUAUUUUACACUCUAGCAGUGCUUUGAGAUAAAUAUAAUAAAAUACAAACUUUCUGAGCAUUUCAUCCUCAAAGCGCCAUGACGGUCAAAAUGACCGUAUGUAUAUUUAACAGUAGAAUAGCCGGGCCUCGAGGAGUACCAAUAGCCGCCAGUCUAAUAAAUUAAUUUAACUAGAAAAGCCUGGCCUUGUUGGACCCCACUUCAUGCCAGUGUCAUUUGGUUGUGUUUUAAGGUGUUGGGUAACAUUAGAAUAUGAAAUGUAAAUAUAUUUAAAUAACAUAAUAACCUUUUCAUAAGCAGGGGUCUACGCUGAAUUUUCUUACAAGGAGCACAUGUGCGCCUAAGUUGAAAAAUGUAGGAGGGGCCUCCCGAGUGGGGCAGCGGUCUAAGGCACUGCAUCGCAGUGCUUGAGUCGUCACUACUGACCCGGAUUUGAUCCCAGGCUGUGUCAUAACCGGCCGUGACCGGGAGUCAUUUGGGAGUCAAAUGUGAACACCGGGAGUCAAAUGUGCGGCGCACAUUUGGCCCAGUGCCGUCCGGGUUAAGGGAGGGUUUGGCCGGGGGGGCUUUACUUGGCUCAUCGCGCUCUAGCGACUCCUUGUGGCGUGCCGGUGCCUGCAGGCUGACUUCGGUCAUCAGUUGAACUGUGUUUCCUCCGACACAUUGGUGCGGCUGGUUUCCGGCUUAAGCGGGCAGAUGUUAAGGAGCGCAGUUUGGCGGGUCAUGUUUUGGAGGACGCAUGACUCGACCCUUUUCCUAACAAUCACCACAAAUCUUUGUCACUUUCACUUGAUUUCUACACUUCCCACAAACAAGUUACUUGCAGCUGAAACAGGUGUUGUUGGUUCUGUUCCGAGUGCAUCUGCCCACCUGGGAGUUUCUCCUCCCGGGAGCUGUGCGCAAUGGCUCGCGUGGAAUCUUGGCUGCUGCUUUGGCCCUUAUAUGUCUCUCAGGUAGUGCCAGACUUAUGAUGAAGUCUCUCCUGUUCACGUUGUUGUUCAUGCACUGCUUGAACAACACGUGUGCAUUGAUAGCGGCCAAGUCAAGCAUAUUGUAGAGCACAGCAACAGGCCAGCGGCGAGUUCCUCCUUUCACGAGUACAGCUGUGCCAUCUGAUCCGAAACGUUAUUGGACACUCGCUCACCUGCUGCCUAGUAUGGAUCCUUUCCCAGAUAUAGAAAGCUGUUCAGCAUGAAUCAGAAUAAUCAUCAUCAGAGAUGUCAUGAUCUGUUUCAUCCCCGCCAUCGGAGUUGUUUUUAUUCAGAUCUUGUCGCAACGCUAACACAGCAUGUGCAUCCGUUAGUCUUGGUCUUGCCAUUAUAAAUUAUGCACGCUCUCACUGUGUAGCCUACUCCAAGUAAUAAGACUGCUUCAAUUCAGUGGACUGCUAUACAGUGCAUUCGCAAAGUAUUCAGACCCCUUCCCCUUUUCCACAUUUUGUUACAUUACAGCCUUAUUCUAAAAUGGAUUAAAUCAAUAAAAACUCCUCAUCAAUCUACACACAAUACCCCAUAAUGAGAAAGCAAAAAACAGGUUUUUAGAAUUCUUUGUAAAUAUAUAUAAAAAUAAACAUAUUUACAUAAGUAUUCAGACCCUUUGCUAUGAGACUCGAAAUUGAGCUCAGGUGCAUCCUAUUUUCAUUGAUCAUUCUUGAGACGUUUCUACAACUUGAUUUCAGUCCACCUGUGGUAACAGGCACACACCUGUCUAUAUAAGGGCCCACCAAGCCAAGAGGUUGAAGGAAUUGUAUGUAGAGCUCCGAGACAGGAUUGUGUCGAGGCACAGAUCUCGGGAAGGGUACCAAAAAAUGUCUGCAGCAUUGAACACAGUGGCCUUCAUCAUUCUUAAAUGGAAGAAGUUUGGAACCACCAAGACUCUUCCUAGAGCUGGCUUCCCAGGAAGGUGACCAAGAACCUGAUGGUCAUUCUGACAGCGCUCCAGCGUUCCUCUGUGGAGAUGGGAGAACCUUCCAGAAGAACAACAAUCUCUGCAGCACUCCACCAAUCAGACCUUUAUGGUAGAGUGGCCAGCCGGAAGCCACUCCUCAGUAAAAGGCACAUGACAGCCUGCUUGGAGUUUGCCAAAAGGCACCUAAAGGAAACAAGAUUCUCUGGUUUGAUGAAACCAAGAUUGAACUCUUUGGCCUGAAUGCCAAGCGUCACAUCUGGAGGAAACCUGGCACCAUCCCUACGGUGAAGCAUGGUGGUGGCAGCAUCAUGCUGUGGGGAUGUUUUUCAGCGGCAGGGACUGGGAGACUAGUCAGGAUCGAGUUAAAGAUGAAUGGAGCAAAGUACAGAGAGAUCCUUGAUGAAAACCUGCUCCAGAGCACUCAGGACUUCAGACUGGGGCAAAGGUUCACCUUCCAACAGGACAACGACCCUAAGCACACAGCCAAGACAACGCAGGAGUGGCUUCGAGACAAGUCUCUGAAUGUCCUUGAGUGGAGAGACCUGAAAAUAGCUGUGCAGCGGCGCUCCCCAUCCAACCUGACAGAGCUUGAGAGGAUCUGCAGAGAAGAAUGGGAAAAACUCCCCAAAUACAGGUGUGCCAAGCUUGUAGCUUCAUACCCAAGAAGACUUGGCUGUAAUUGCUGCCAAAGGGGCUUCAACAAAGUACUGAGUAAAGGGUCUGAAUACUUACGUAAAUGUGAUAUUUCAGUUUUUAUUGUUAAUAAAUCAGCAAGAAUUUCAAAAACGGUUUUUGCUUUGUCAUUAUGGAGUAUUGUGUUGAUUUGAUGAGGGGGGGAAAAAACUACACUGCUCAAAAAAAUAAAGGGAACACUUAAACAACACAAUGUAACUCCAAGUCAAUCACACUUCUGUGAAAUCAAACUGUCCACUUAGGAAGCAACACUGAUUGACAAUACAUUUCACAUGCUGUUGUGCAAAUGGAAUAGACAACAGGUGGAAAUUAUAGGCAAUUAGCAAGACACCCCCAAUAAAGGACUGGUUUUGCAGGUGGUGACCACAGACCACUUCUCAGUUCCUAUGCUUCCUGGCUGAUGUUUUGGUCACUUUUGAAUGCUGGCGGUGCUUUCACUCUAGUGGUAGCAUGAGACAGAGUCUACAACCCACACAAGUGGCUCAGGUAGUGCAGCUAAUCCAGGAUGGCACAUCAAUGCGAGCUGUGGCAAGAAGGUUUGCUGUGUCUGUCAGCGUAGUGUCCAGAGCAUGGAGGCGCUACCAGGAGACAGGCCAGUACAUCAGGAGACGUGGAUGAGGCCGUAGGAGGGCAACAACCCAGCAGCAGGACUGCUACCUCCGCCUUUGUGCAAGGAGGAGCAGGAGGAGCACUGCCAGAGCCUUGCAAAAUGACCUCCAGCAGGCCACAAAUGUGCAUGUGUCUGCUCAAACGGUCAGAAACAGACUCCAUGAGGGUGGUAUGAGGGCCCGACAUCCACAGGUGGGGGUUGUGCUUACAGCCCAACACUGUGCAGGACGUUUGGCAUUUGCCAGAGAACACCAAGAUUGGCAAAUUCGCCACUGGCGCCCUGUGCUCUUCACAGAUGAAAGCAGGUUCACACUGAGCACGUGACAGAGUCUGGAGACGCCGUGGAGAACGUUCUGCUGCCUGCAACAUCCUCCAGCAUGACCGGUUUGGCGGUGGGUCAGUCAUGGUGUGGGGUGGCAUUUCUUUGGGGGGCCGCACAGCCCUCCAUGUGCUCGCCAGAGGUAGCCUGACUGCCAUUAGGUACCGAGAUGAGAUCCUCAGACCCCUUGUGAGACCAUAUGCUGGUGCGGUUGGCCCUGGUUUCCUCCUAAUGCAAGACAAUGCUAGACCUCAUGUGGCUGGAGUGUGUCAGCAGUUCCUACAAGAGGAAGGCAUUGAUGCUAUGGACUGGCCCGCCCGUUCCCCAGACCUGAAUCCAAUUGAGCACAUCUGGGACAUUAUGUCUCGCUCCAUCCACCAACGCCACAAUGCACCACAGACUGUCCAGGAGUUGGCGGAUGCUUUAGUCCAGGUCUGGGAGGAGAUCCCUCAGGAGACCAUCCGCCACCUCAUCAGGAGCAUGCCCAGGCGUUGUAGGGAGGUCAUACAGGCACGUGGAGGCCACACACACUACUGAGCCUCAUUUUGACUUGUUUUAAGGACAUUACAUCAAAGUUGGAUCAGCCUGUAGUGUGGUUUUCCACUUUAAUUUUGAGGGUGACUCCAAAUCCAGACCUCCAUGGGUUGAUACAUUUGAUUUCCAUUGAUAAUUUUUGUGUGAUUUUGUUGUCAGCACAUUCAACUAUGUAAAGAAAAAAAGUAUUUAAUAAGAUUAUUUCAUUCAUUCAGAUCUAGGAUGUGUUAUUUUAGUGUUCCCUUUAUUUUUUUGAGCAGUGUAUAUAAUCAAUUUUAGAAUAAGGCUGUAACCUAACAAAAUUUGGAAAAAGUAAAUGGGUCUGAAUACAUCCCGAAUGCACUGUGUUUUGAAACCGAGACCAUCUGUACAAUUUGUAGAUUUUUUUGGGGGGACCAAAUAGGUUAAUUAGAAACCUUGGCAUCUGCUCUUUCUGAUAGGGUAUGACAAUCAAAACGUCUGGCCUGCAUUGACCUCCUGUAGGAUGAUAUGGAAGAAGUGCUUUUUGGUAAGCUUCGUUCCCUUUGUCAAUUCUUGACAUUUGACAAUGAUUAACAUUGUCGCCCAUCAGACUGUCAAUUUAAUCUUGUCUUCAGGCCGCAUCUAUUAUUAUAUGUGUGAAAUUAGCUUCAAUAUAGUUUAGGUGUAGUUUGGAAGGGCCAUUAGCUGGUCAGGUAAUUGUUGUCUUACAGUCAGAAAAUACACUAUCAUCUUAUUUUUUGUAUUUACAGUCUAGCUACUUCUGGAUCAAUAAAUAGAUUUUCUGACUGAUUACAAUUUACAUUUGGUGUCCUGAGGUUUCUUAUGACCUAUUUUAACAUAAUAAAUGCAUUAAUUUAUUAUGGAAUAUUGACACAAUUGAAAUAUCAACAGUCAGAAUGGCCAUUCUAGUAGUUAUGGAAUUCCAAGUGUUAACAGUGACAGCCCAUCACAUUACCCCUGAGUGGGAGAUGUACCGCGCUACAGACACGCCCCCUUUAUGAGAGUCACAAUUGAGCAUCUGGCCCUGAAGGAGGCAGUGUCAUGGUGCGUUUGGAACCAAGUGGGAAUUUACCACAUACAACUGGGAAAAAUCUACUUGGGAAACUUGUCUAUCAUCCUGAGCACCCACUUACAUUUUAGUAAUUUAGCAGACUCUUAUCCAGAGCGACUCAAAGUUAGUGCAUUCAUCUUAAGAUGGCUAGGUGGGACAACCACAUCACAGGCAUAGUAAGUACACUUUUCCUCAAUAAAUUAGCUAUCAGCAAAGUCAGAGCUAGGGUGUUGGGAGAGUCAAGUGCAAAUGUUUACAUGGACACAUCUGAAAUCAGGCUACCUGAUGGCACUCUGAUAAAUGCAGAAAAUCGGCGAUCAAAAUAAACAUUUUACCACAGCGAAUGUUAUUUUUGGGAAUAAUAUUUCUGAGUUCUUCUAAAGUUUGUAUGUGAAAACUACUUCUAAGUUGUUCCGAACUCACUACACUCACACUAAAAAGGGAGGCUUGCUCGGCUGGUGCUAGCACAUGUGCAGAUCAAAUACACAGCUGGAAUGCCGAUUUUAAGACACUAGUCCUAAUAAUUCGAAAGAUAAUCUCCGAAAACCAGGUGUUUUAAUCCACGUAUGCUUACUUCGAUUUUGACUUUACGCUGAUUUAAGAUAAGCAGAGUAAGGCGUUUACAUGACUAUUGCAUAAUCUGCCUACUGCCAUAAUCAGUUUAAUAUCGAAUUCCAGUGCCUUGCAAAAGUAUUCAUCCCCCUUGGCGUUUUUCCUAUUUUGUUGCAUUACAACCUGUAAUUUAAAUGGAUUUUUUGGGGGGAUUUCAUGUAAUGGACAUACACAAAAUAGUCAAAAUUGGUGAAGUGAAAUGAAAAAAAAUAACUUGUUUAAAAAAAAUCUACAAAAUAAUAACAUAAAAGUGGUGCAUGCAUAUGUAUUCACCCCCUUUGCUAUGAAGCCCCUAAAUAAGAUCUGGUGCAACCAAUUACCUUCAGAAGUCACAUACUUAGAUUGCACACAGGUGGACUUUAUUUAACUAAGUGUCACAUGAUCUAUCAAAUGAUCUCAGUGUAUACAGGUAAAAGUCAGUAAAUUAGAAUAUUUUGAAAAACUUGAUUUAUUUCAGUAAUUGCAUUCAAAAGGUGUAACUGUACAUAUAUUAUUCUGCACACAGACUGAUGCAUUCAAAUGUUUAUUUCAUUUAAUUUUGAUGAUUUGAAGUGGCAACAAAUGAAAAUCCAAAAUUCCGUGUGUCACAAAAUUAGAAUAUUACUUAAGGCUAAUACAAAAAAGGGAUUUUUUAGAAAUGUUGGCCAACUGAAAAGUAUGAAAAUGAAAAAUAUGAGCAUGUACAAUACUCAAUACUUGGUUGGAGCUCCUUUUGCCUCAAUUACUGCAUUAAUGCGGCGUGGCAUGGAGUCGAUGAGUUUCUGGCACUGCUCAGGUGUUAUGAGAGCCCAGGUUGCUCUGAUAGUGGCCUUCAACUCUUCUGCGUUGUUGGGUCUGGCAUUCUGCAUCUUCCUUUUCACAAUACCCCACAGAUUUUCUAUGGGGCUAAGGUCAGGGGAGUUGGCUGGCCAAUUUAGAACAGAAAUACCAUGGUCCGUAAACCAGGCACGGGUAGAUUUUGCGCUGUGUGCAGGCGCCAAGUCCUGUUGGAACCUGAAAUCUCCAUCUCCAUAGAGCAGGUCAGCAGCAGGAAGCAUGAAGUGCUCUAAAACUUGCUGGUAGACGGCUGCGUUGACCCUUGAUCUCAGGAAACAGAGUGGACCGACACCAGCAGAUGACAUGGCACCCCAAACCAUCACUGAUGGUGGAAACUUUACACUAGACUUCAGGCAACGUGGAUCCUGUGCCUCUCCUGUCUUCCUCCAGACUCUGGGACCUCGAUUUCCAAAGGAAAUGCAAAAUUUGCUUUCGUCAGAAAACAUGACUUUAGACCACUCAGCAGCAGUCCAGCUCUUUUUUUCCUUAGCCCAGGUGAGACGCUUUUCGCGCUGUUUCUUGGUCAACAGUGGCUUGACACGAGGUAUGCGGCAGUUGAAACCCAUGUCUUUCAAGCGUCUCUUGGUGGUGGAUCUUGAAGCCCUGACUCCAGCAGCUGUCCACUCCUUGUGAAUCUCCCCCACAUUUUUGAAUGGGUUUUUUUUUCACAAUCUUGACUAGGGUGCGGUGAUCCCUAUCGCUUGUACACUUUUUCUGACCACAGUUUUUCCUUCCCUUUGCCUCUCUAUUAAUGUGUUUGGACACAGAGCUCUGAGAACAGCCAGCCUCUUCUGCAAUAACCUUUUGUGUCUUUCCCUCCUUGUGCAAUGUGUCGAUGGUCGCCUUUUGGACAGCUGUCAAAUCUGAAGUCUUCCCCAUGUUUGUGUAGGCUUCAGAACUGGACUGAGAGACCAUUUAAAGCCCUUUGCAGGUGUUUUGAGUUAAUCAGCUGAUUAUUUUGUGGCACCAGGUGUCUUCAAAAUGUAACCCUUACACAAUAUUCUAAUUUUGUGACACACGGAAUUUUGGAUUUUCAUUUGUUGCCACUUCAAAUCAUCAGAAUUAAAUGAAAUAAACAUUUGAAUGCAUCAGUCUGUGUGCAAUGAAUAAAUAUAAUGUACAAGUUACACCUUUUGAAUGCAAUUACUGAAAUAAAUCAAGUUUUUCAAAAUAUUCUAAUUUACUGACUUUUACCUGUUUAUACACCUGAAAGGCCCCAGAGUCUGCAACACCACUAAGCAAGGGGCACCACCAAGCAAGCAGCACCAUGAAGACCAAGGAGCUCUCCAAACAGGUCAGGGACAAAGUUGUGGAGAAGUACAGAUCAGGUUUGGGUAUAAAAAAAAUAUCAGAAACUUUGAACAUCCCACGGAGCACCAUUUUUUUAAAUCCAUUAUUUAAAAAAAUGGAAAGAAUAUGACACCACAACAAACCUGCCAAGAGAGGGCCGCCCACCAUAACUCACGGACCAGGCAAGGAGAGCAUUAAUCAGAGAGGCAACAAAGAGACCAAAGAUAACCCAGAAGGAGCUGCAAAGCUCCACAGCGGAGAUUGGAGUAUCUGUCCAUAGGACCACUUUAAGCCGUACACUCCACAGAGCUGGGCUUUACGGAAGAGUGGCCAGAAAAAAAGCCAUUGCUUAAAGAAAAAAAUAAGCAAACACGUUUGGUGUUCGCCAAAAGGCAUGUGGGAGACUCCCCAAACAUAUGGAAGAAGGUACUCUGGUCAGAUGAGACUAAAAUAGAGCUUUUUGGCCAUCAAGGAAAACGCUAUGUCUGGCGCAAACCCAACACCUCAUCACCCCAAGAACACCAUCCCCACAGUGAAGCAUGGUGGUGGCAGCAUCAUGCUGUGGGGAUGUUUUUCAUCGGCAGGGACUGGGAAACUGGUCAGAAUUGAAGGAAUGAUGGAUGGCGCUAAAUACAGGGAAAUUCUUGAGGGAAACCUGUUUCAGUCUUCCAGAGAUUUGAGACUGGGACGGAGGUUCACCUUCCAGCAGGACAAUGACCCUAAGUAUACUGCUAAAGCAACACUUGAGUGGUUUAAGGGGAAACAUUUAAAUGUCUUGGAAUGGCCUAGUCUAAGCCCAGACCUCUGUGGUAUGACUUAAAGAUUGCUGUACACCAGCGGAACCCAUCCAACUUGAAGGAGCUGGAGCAGUUUUGCCUUGAAGAAUGGGCAAAAAUCCCAGUGGCUAGAUGUGCCAAGCUUAUAGAGACAUACCCGAAGAGACUUGCAGCUGUAAUUGCUGAAAAAGGUGGCUCUACAAAGUAUUGACUUUGUGGGGGUGAAUAGUUAUGCACGCUCAAGUUAUUUCUUGUUUGUGGUAGGCAUGUUGUGUAGGCAUGUUGUGUAAAUCAAAUGAUACAAAAAAUCUAUUUUAAUUCCAGGUUGUAAGGCAACAAAAUAGGAGAAAUGCCAAGGGGGGUGAAUACUUUCGCAAGCCACUGUAUAAGUGUUCAUGUAAAUGUACUCGAUGUUUAGAUGCUUUUUACAGUGAAGAUGAAUUUUAUAAAUUGCGUGGCUGGGCUGAUGAGACAGUGGAUGGAACAGUAAAUAGGCAUUUCGCCGUCAUAGCCGGUGGAAACUUGUGGAAUAAGCAACAGCUGGAACACUGUUUUAACACAUAAAUAGCUGUGAUCCGUAACGUGUGUGUGUGUGUGAGACGUAACAUAAGGAUUGGUGUUAGUGCGCUAAGGUGUCCCUGUUUGUAAUCAAGUUUCAGACAGAAUUGCGACCCCCCCCACACACACACACACACACACACACACAUUGGUUCUUAUAGGUUAUUUUACCCAACAAGUCUCUUGAAUGUGACGUGACAAUAACAUUUCAACGUUUCUGAGUUUGUUGUUGUUGUUGUUUCAGGAUGGGCUGCUAGAACAGAUGUAUGACCUCAUCCUGGAGUACUUCCACUCUCAGGCCUUCUCCAUUGGCUUCCCAGAGCUGGCCCUGCCCACCAUCAUCCAGGUAAUACCACCACCAUACCUCGUCUCACCUCCCCACACGAUGGACACUUGCCUUUUUUUAUUUUACACAUUUGCUAAAUGGUCAGUUGUUUUUACGGCCCUGGCGACCGACCACUGAGCCCACUUCCUCAGCCAACCGACCCACGAAGUCAGAAUCUGCCCUCACCAAAGUAAACAGUCACUGAAGUCCUCCUCUUCCUUCGCCCUCUUCCAGACUGCAUGACGGAGUUCUUCUUGUACUCUUAGCCUUUACUGUUGCUACACACACACACACUGGGCACAGAGUAUCAACGACACAGUCCAGAGGGAAAAGACAAGCACCAGACUAGAUGAUUAUUUACAGUUUUUCUCUCUUCCUCCCUCUUUUUUUUUUUUUCUGUCUUCCUGUCCUCCGCCGCUCCACAGCUGAAAGCCUUCCUGAAGGAAUGCAAAGUGGCCAAUUACUGCAAGCAGAUCCGCCAGCUCUUGGAGAAGGUACAGGAGAACAGCGGCCACAUCACAGCCCGGAGACAGAGGGCCGCCUUUGGAGUGGCCGACGCAACCGCCGUGGUGAGUUUGGCUGUGUGUAAGUGUGUGUGCGUCCGCCCACCCGUGAGCGAGCCUGUCAGUGCCAGGUCGUCUGGGCUGCUGUUCCAGUGCCCUCAUUUCACCUCUUCAGCACACACACACACUUUCCCAUCAGUCCCUCUGUCUGCUACCCCCAGUAUAUAGAAAGUACCUAUAUGAUAUUCCAGCUUGAAUUGGGGGGGGGGGGGUUUAUCAGUAGUGAUGUGGGUAAAAAUAUGAUAUUAUACUGAACAAAAAUAUAAACACAACUUGUAACAAUUUCAACGAUUUCACGGAGUUACAGUUCAUAUAAGGAAAUCAGUCAAUUUAUUUAAAUUCAUUAGGCCCAAACCUAUGGAUAUCACAUGACUGGGCAGGGGCACAGCCAUGGGUGUGCCUGGGGAGCCAGGCCAAGCCAAUCAGAAUGAGUUUUUCCGCACAAAAUGGCUUUAUUACAGACAAAGGAGAAAUGCUCACUAACAGGGAUGUAAACAAAUUUGUGCACAAAAUGACAGAAAUAAGCUUUUUGUGCAUAUGGAAAAUUUCUGUGAUGUUUUAUUUCAGCUCAUGAAACAUGGGACCAACACUUUACAUGUUGCGUUUAUAUACUUAAAAAAUAUUUUUGAUCAGUAUAUAUCGAUACUUUGUGGCAAGGUAGCGUUAGCUUGCGCUAGUCGACUGUACCUGUGCCAAUACUCCUGUAUUUUGCAUCCAAUAGCUUGUUCUGCAUCUUGUUUUUAAAUAGGGAGCCAACAUGUUUUCAGCACUUUUAUUUCCAUGACUGAUCAAAACUCAUUUUCUCAUGCUCUCUUGUCUCUCUGGAGCAGACAUAUAGUGAGCAAUAUGUUUGUAACAUCAAUAAAAUUGCAGUACCGAAUCGCAAUACAUAUAGAAUCGUGAGGAUCGCAAUACAUAUCGUAUCGGCACCUAAGUAUCGUGAGCUCCCUGGCAAUUCCCAGUCCUAGUUAUCAGACAUUGCGAGUUUUUCAGCAGCCAAGGCUGAUGCUUCUUCAAUCACGUGAUGGUUUAUCAAUGGUUGAUUCUUGAGUCAUGUUUGUUUCAUUCCAAUUAGUUAACUAAUUGUUUCUGAGAAUAGCUUUGAAGCUGAACAGAACAAUUUUAGAUAGCCCCCCUCCAAGAGAGUCCAAUUGUGCCAACAGGUCAAAAAAAGACAGCAUGCACACGCCCACAGAAGUCUGUUGGGGAGCAACCACUGCCCAGAUGAGUCCCGCCCCCAGUACAACCCCUUCCCAAAACAUAUGCACACCAGUCCGGGAGAGCUAACGUAGGAAGUGCCUGUGAAGGUCUCCUCCUGCUGAGAGCAUUUAACCAUCAUGCGCCGCCUGACCCCUAACCCCCUGAGCGCUCCUUUGGCUGUGUCCGUUACACACAGAUAGUGAGGAGAUAAGAGGCUACACACGCUGCAGUGAAACCUGAGUAGGAAGCGGAGGAAGGGAAAGAAAUGCUGGAGGAGACAUCCCUAUGUAAACACUGGCGCUGGUUGAAGGACGGCUAUGUGGUCAUUAAUGUUCUUAAUAGGUUUGAACCAGCCGCCCCCCCCCCCACCCCUCACCUUAAUGAGCGAAGGUUUGCGUGCGUGUCUGUGUGUGCAGAAAUGUGUGUUCUCUCUCUCAUUGUAUGCACUCUCCACCUGCCCCACCAAACACACACACACUCCCAAGGCUGCGUUGCUUUGCUCCACCCAGUCCUGACUGAGUGCCUCGCCCAGCACCCGUGAUAAAUAUUUAAGAGCGUUUAGGAGUGAAAUUAAAGAGGGGAUGUCUCUGUGUAAUUUAGCCUUGGAGAAGUCUGUGUGUGCAUGCUCGCCGGCAGAGACCAAGAGACAGACAGCGUGGCACCGGGGGCAGCGCCUAUCGCCACGGCUCCCAGCCCAGAGGAGCCUGUCACCAUGGCCGGGUACAGGCACGUUUCAGGCUGCCGUGGAAAGGACAUCGCUCCCCUCUGGCCCCAGACACCAAAACACCCCCUGCACCUCACCCAAACUAAGAGUUAGCCUAAUUAAUGGUUACCCCCUACCCUCGCUCUACUGUACAGUAGAAAUACAAUAUUCAGAACCACACGGAGUGAGCACUAGUUAUUGGAUAUGCCGGAGAGUUGUACCGGUAAUUGAAGCAUUGAGUGUGCCUUGUAGCAUCGUGAGUGUACAUUCAAGCAUUUUAGUAUUAUCUUUCAGUUUAUCUUUCAGUUUUUAAUAUUUAUAAAACAUGCUACUGAAAACGGUGUUUCCUUGUCCUCAGAUCACAUUUGAAUGUGUCUGAACUGAAGCCUAAAUAUAUGUUUUCUUAGUAGGCCUAUGCUUUUUUUAUAUAUAUUUUGAGUGAAAGGGUUUUUGCCCAAUUACCCAAGUAGGUAGACCAGGUGUGAGAGAACGGUAAAGCCAAAAUAUUGCCCAUAAUCCGGUUAGCGUUUUGUCUGGGUUUGAAGUGUUUUCAAAAGCCUUUGCUCUUUUUCUGUUCACGUCCUCUCCUCUUUGUGCCAGGGACCAGCCUAAUAACCGCCACUGCAAAUUGUCGUAAAUAGGUUUAGCUAACCGACGAAGGAAGCCGCGGUCUAUACAGUCUAUUGGAUUUGGAGGUCAGAUAAUCCUAUUGGGCCUGAUCAAUACCAUCCGCAAAGAUCUUUAGGGGAAGGACUGGCGUAAAUCCUCCAAGUCUCCUCUUUCAGCCUCUCCUCUCUCUUUCAUCUUUCUCUCUCUGUCUCUCUUGUGAUCUGUCUGUCUUUCUCUCUCCCUUCUUCUCUCCCUUUUCCUUGUGUUGGGGCGGCAGUGGGCGACGGCUUACCGAGCUCGCUAACGAAGCAAAUAAUGUUUUGAAAUCUAGAUUGCAAUGAAAGUACACCAGAAUACCCCAACGUUUUGAUUGAAUCAGAUAUUAGGAAAAAAAUGAGCACCCUUGCUUGCACUGCUAGACAGUAAUACCUCAAAACACACACAAACGUAGAGUGGCUGUUUAACAAGUGUGUUUCAUGCUGUUGUUUGUGUGUGCAGGCAAAGUGGGAAAAGCAGACUGCGGAGGAAGGCACUCCCCUUACCAGGUACUACAGCCAGUGGAAGAAGCUGAGGGAGAAGGAGAUCCAGCUGGAGAUCUCUGGGAAGGAGAGGGUAACUAUCAGACACACACCAAUCAACAUAGUAACCGCUUUAGGGCCAAAGACAGUAUUUUCAGGACAUUAAUUCAAAUGAAUUAACGACCUGAUCCUAUUUAAUGAACUAUACAUGUAACUUGGAAAGUGUGAGUAGAUAAUGCAUUGUUGUCAAUGAGAGAUUGGGGCAAAAGGUUCAUGCACACAUCUUAAGAAUUUGGUUGUUUAUUAGUUUUUCAGUUUUUCAGUGUGGUCAGUUCUCUACAAUUUCCAGUAGUUUUAGUAAACAAACUGAGGUGUAGGCCAAUACAUUUUCUUCUUAAAAAAGUUGUCAAUGUGGCCCUAGGCUUUCUUCUGGGGAGUGUUAACCCUAGAUAUCUGUAAAGUGUUUUGUAUAAGUGACUUUGCUGCAUGUUCUGAAUCUUGAGCAAUGGUCUCGUUGUCAUACAUUGUCCUAAAUCACCUGGUCCCAAAUCAAAGUUUUCCAUAACACUACAUUUUGAAAAGGAACUGCAUAUUGACGAUUCCUCUCUCGAUUUAAGAUGGAAGACUUGGAUCUCCCUGAGAUCAAACGCAGGAAGAUUCAGGAGAAGAAGGCUGUGGACAAGAAGGAGUUCAAGGAUCUCUUUGAGUCUGACAGCGACUCGGACGACGAUGGAGGACUCAAAGUCAAAGGUAACAAACUCCAUUCGCAUACACAGCAGGGUCCUGUUUAGAGCCGACCGGGGGGGGGGGGGGGCUCUAAACAGCGGGGAAAUUAGUGUCCUUUUUCCACACUGAAUUCUCAUAAAUUCCCAUCCAAAAGAGCACAAUUGUCCAAGAAAUAUGCUUCAAAUGUAGAUUUUUUGACAUGAGAAUGGCCAUCUGUUCAGAUAAGCAUGAUAUUCCCUUUUUUCAUCCUUUUUAUUGAAUAUUGGUUUUCGGUGAAAUUAUCGUCCGUUACUAAUAUAGCCAUAAAAGGCCAAUAUCGUCCGGAAAUAUCAGUGAACUAAUAUAUCGGUCGGGCUCUAGUCCUGUUCAUUAGUCAUCAAAUGGAAGGAAAACAGACCGAAACAGUGAGGGACUAAGUAAGGUCCAAAACGAGCUCUUCAGUAAGGCCAUGCUACUGCCAAUGUUUGUCUAUGGAGAUUGCAUGGCUGUGUGCUCGAUUUUAUACACCUAUCAGCGACCGGUGUGGCUGAAAUAGCCGAAUCCACUAAUUUGAAGGGGUGUCCACAUACUUUUGUAAAUAUAGUGUAUAUUUGAGUUCUGAUGGAGGCUCUUCAUAUCCUUCAUUUUUGAUUUCCUAAGAGGAAUGAUUCUGUCAAUUAUUUUGUAUGUAGCAACAAAAAAUGGCCUGGGUUAUUCAAGGCAGGGCUCCAGACUAGUUUUUCAGUUGGUGGCACCAGCCGAUGAUUAGGUCGCACCAAUUUUUUCCUGCGCCUUCACGCAGUAGAAAACAUUUCUAUAACCUUAUAAAGUGCUCUAUUAAAAAGUGUAAUAGACUGAAAUGGUAUUGAAGAAAUAAGUUGUUUCAUCAUCUUUUCAUGGUGUGGUUCAAAAUAUUUUGUGCAACCUAAUCCAGUGAUUGUCAUGCAUUUUGGGUAGAGAAUUAUGUUAUUGUUAUAUUUUACUGUUAAAAAAGGGCUCCAGAAUUUUCUGAUUUAUUUUGGUUCAAUAGAGAUUAAUUUUCCUGCAUCUUUGUGCUCCAAUAUCAUAGGCUAAUUUAUUUGGGGCUAUUUCACCACCUGACAUUAGCUAGAUCGCUAACUCUUAAUAUAUUACCCACAGCUAGUAGUCAUGUAUUAAUCUAAGAGUAAAUGUAAUGUCCCAAAAAAGGUUGCCUUUGUAGCCUACCGGCCAAUGAGGCCUAUGAACUCGGAAUGGCCAAUGUGCAUUUCACGCGCUCAGUAUCACAAAGCCAUACCAAAUAUCUUGUUUGUAAAAUAGUUGCAUUGAGCUCAACAUUUAAGUAGAGAAAUAAAGUAUACCGACAAAGCUGAGAACAUCCCCUCUCCAACUGUGACAACAGGAUAGCUGUGUUUUCCCCCCAAUUGGAUUUUAAAAUGUUAUACAAUCAGAACACACUUUUUUCUCCCUAAGCAUUUUGUUUCCCAUGGAAAGGACAGAGAGUGGCUCGCUCGACACAGCAGCAGGCCCCAGCGAACAGCUACAGAGGCAGGCAGGCAGGCAGACACUGUCAUUGCAGGAAUCAUAAGGAUAAUGGACUUUACUGUUUGACCAAAUCAUGGUUUUAGCCUCCUAAGAAAUAGGACGUUUUGAGUGAGGUGAAUGAAUGUGCAGCUCGCACCGAUGCGACUUAAUCUAUAUUUUUUUAAACUCACACAACCAAGUCAAAGGCCCAUAACAGAGCGGCACGUCUUGCUCUUCAUUGUAAUUAGAGGUCUGAUAUAAAUACUAUGCAUGCCAGUCUCUCUUGGCUAAGAGUUGAGGAGAGACUGACUGCAUCACAAUGUGUUGAAAAUCCCAAAUUGUUUGCAUAGUCAACUUACACACAGCUCUGACACACACUUACCCCACCAGACAUGCCACCAGGGGUCUUUUCACAGUCCCCAAAUCCAGAACAAAUUCAAGAAAGCAUACAGUAUUAUAUAGAGCCAUCAUAUUGCUAAAAUCAACAGCAAACCUGAUUUCAAAAACAGAUAAAGCAAUACCUCACGGCACAACGCCUCUCCCCUAUUUGACCUAGAUAGUUUGUGUGUAUGUAUUGAUAUGUAGGCUACAUGUGCCUUUAAUAGACAAGAACAGCUCAAGGACAGAACUACAUACUUUUUUUUAAAUGUUCUGUAUUAUGUCAUGUUUCAUGUUUUGUAUGGACCCCAGGAAGAGUCCUAAUGCAAAAGAUAAUGGGGAUCCUAAUAAAAUACCAAGUACCAAAGGGUCGCAAAAUGCGACUAAAUGGUUGCAUUCUGAGCCCUGCAGUCAAGGCAUACAUUGCCUGAUACUUCUCUAGAUCUGCUGACACUCACUACAUUUUCUGUUGGAGUUGGCCAGUAAAGGCCCUGGUGGAGACUCUUACCGGAUGCUCAUGCUUACACUAUGCCUGUCUUGGCCACUAGGGGGCUGUAUGGAGUUACGUGGAGGCCAUGUACAGACUGUUGGCCAGAAGCACAGUCUAACACACACACAUAUACACACAAACACACACACACACACAUACACACAAGCACACACACUGUGUAGUAGGCUAUUCAGAACUGCCUCUAUGGCAAGGAUACAGCUCCCUUUCCGGGAUGAACAUUUGGCCUCGCUCUUUUUGGAAUAUGACGUUACUUCCCUAAUCCUGAGUUAGUAAAGCUGUAUUGAAGUCGGUGCUAGUGAAUCCUGCUCCCAUUCAGACUGGCUCAUUCUGAAGAAAUGGACAAGUGGCCAUAGUGUUGCCAAGCUGCCCUCCCAGCAAGACCUGAGAAAGCUCUCUGUCCAUUUAGUUGAUGUCUCUACUUCUCUCUUUCUUUCUCUCUCUCUCUCCCUAUCCUUCUACAUUUCUCCCUUUUCUCUCUCUCCAUCUCUUUUUCUCUAUCCCGCUCUACCCUCCUAUAUUUAUAUCCUUCCCCCUUUCUCUCUCCUUCUAUAUUUCUCUCUCAGCUGUCACUCCCUUCUUCCUUUAGCCUCUGUGUAUGGCCCUCUGCUCUGGGUCAUCCACAGGACACGGGCAUGGCAGGAGCCCUCUUUUACAGCUUUACAGUUGGACACGCUCGAGGGGGGGAAAGAACCGUAGAGGUCGGAAGGAGAGAGUAGAGUGAGGGGGCGUUAGGGGAUUAUUUUUUUUUUGCAUCUGGUCCUCAUUGUAGGGAGAGUCCCCGCAAAACGGCGGGCAGCUGCCGGCGAGAUUCCGGCCCUCCCCUCCCUCACCCUGACGGCCCACCCGCCCACCCCCGUCUCUCUCACAGGAAGCGCAGCCUUGGAUCCCGGUGGGGGUUCCUAAUUCAAACCAGCCCACUGGAACUGCCAGAGGUGGCCGCUCCCCACUACAUUCCCCUCUGCUCUCCUCCAGCUCCCAGGGCUUAACUGGCUGCCCCUGCAUGUCCUUCAAACGCACACAAGCAUGCAUGCAUGCACGCACGCACGCACACACAACCCCCCCCACCCCCAGUCCUUGACAACCUUCCAAACUUUAGGCAGCUCAACAAACUCGAUGGUUGUAGAGUCAGCUGAGUUGCCCCAGUGGCAUAUAGGGGGAGAUAGUGUGAGGGGGAGACGAGCGUGUGAGGGAGGAGAAGGCUAGUUUCUGUAAAUGUGUGUUGUUAUUGUGGGGGAAUAAGUCAUAGGGUCAUAUGGGGUCAGACAGGCAUGUAGAUCCCGCCGUCCCUCCCAACCCCAGUCAGGGUGUGUUUCAAAGUGUAUUCGCCACGUGCACAGGAUACAACAGGUGUAAAACAGGACAGUAAAAUUCUUAUCUUGAGAGCUCUUUCCUGACAAUGCGGUGAAAGUAAUGUAGAUAAUAAUAAAAAAUAUAAUAAAAAAUACACAAGAAUUGCGAUAUAAAUAGAAGAAAGGCGAUAUACAGGUCCGUGCCAGUAACUUCUUCAUUGCAGGGGUACUGGAGUGGUUGAGGUAGGUUUAUACAUAGGGCGGCAGGUAGCUUAGUGGUUAAGAGUGUUGUGCCAGUAACCGAAAGGUCGCUGGUUCUAAUCCCCGAGCCGACUAGGUGAAAAAUCUGUCGAUGUGCCCUUGAGCAAGGCACUUAACCCUAAUUGCUCCUGUAAGUCGCUCUGGAUAAGAGCGUCUGCUAAAUGACUUAAAUGUAAAUGUAAAAAUAAAAAGUUACUGGUAGUAGGAUAUACAUGUAAACAGGGCUGAAACGUGACAGCAGGUAGCAGGAAUACAUACUAAUGGUAAUCUACAGUAUACGUGUAAACAGGCGUAAGAGUGACCAGUAGCAUGAUAAAUCAGUGUGUGUAUGUGGGUAGGGAAAAGAGGGAGGGAAGCUGGGUAGAGCUUGGGUGUUUUCUUUGAAAAUUAUGCCACGUUUUGGGAGCUCCUGGGCAGAGGAAGCAGCCAUGUGUUACUGACCAAUUAGGCCCUUCUCAGGGACUGGGGAGUCAAGGUAAUAAGGGGAGAAGAGGAGCAUGGGAAGAAAUGGUUGAGCAAGGAAGUGUCCUCUCCUGGACACCAGUCCUGUCCUCUCCUGGCCACCAGCCCUGUCCUCUCCUGGCCACCAGCCCUGUCCUCUCCUGGCCACCAGCCGUGUCCUCUCCUGGCCACCAGUCCUGUCCUCUCCUGGCCUCCAGCAUCUCAUCAAACUCCACUUCAAAAUCCAGGGACCACUCUGCAGUGGCCUCUGCUACACACACACACACACACACACACACACACACACAUUAAAUACUUUAUUUGAAUCCACCAAAUUUACAAAAAAAGAAUCCAAACAUUUCAAAGGUCCCUGUAUGCAUGGCACUCAAGGGUACAGAAAGCACCUCAUUCUCCAAACAGCUAGGCUGCCCACGACAGCUGAAACAGAGCAGUACCUAGCCAAUUGCUUUGCCCUAGUUUUUGUCAGGCCUGCAAUCUGGAGGCCACGCACUGCAAGCCUGUGUACGUGGCCGAGACUGCCAAAUAUCAGCGCCACCAGCUUGCACCUACACCCGAGGCUGUCCAAGCAUGCCACGAGGGCCUGGUAUUUAAGCAGCUUCUCGGCGAAGGCCUGCUCCAUGUAGCCGUCAAAUGAGCAGCCCACUUCCCAAAUUAGCGCCUCCCCCCACAACAACAAUAUCUGCCGUAUUUGGCACACAGGAAAACACAUCAUCAUCAACAUCAAACCAGCUUCCCCUUACACAGGAAUGUUUAUGCAUAUGUAUUGUUGGUGAGACUACUUGUCUCGCCUCGUUGGCUAUCAGGUCAACAAGGCGGUCAUGUCUAGCAAUGUACAAAUCCUUGUAUGAACAGCAGCCAUUCACAACAUGGGCAAUGGACUCCAUUACAUUUGACUCAUGUAGAAUACAAAAUGGAUCAUGGUUUGCAGGGUACCAGAGUACUAGAUUAUAUUUUGUUGAUAGAACUUGCAGCCUCGCCUUAACAGUAAAGGUGAGAAUGUCCUCUCAAACGGCAGCAUUCUGGUACAUGGAAUGGGAGGCAGAGUGGACAGCACAGUCCAGAGCAGCGAGUUUCUCCUGCAGCUUCAGGCUAGUCCAGUGUUGCAGUAGCAGCAUUUGUCUGAUACAAAAGAGUGUUGUCCUGGAUAUAGGAUGAGAUGUUCCAUCAUGGGUGACAGAAGCCUCCACAUCAACACACACACACACACACACACACACAUCAACACACACAUCAACACACACACACAUCAACACACACACACACAUCAACACACACACACACACAUCAACACACACACACACACAUCAACACACACACACGCACACACAUCAACACACACGCACACACACACAUCAACACACACACACACACACAUCAACACACACACACACACACACAUCAACACACACACACACACACACUCAUUAAAAGCAUAACAUACACACACAUAUUAAAGUACAACAUACAUAUUUAAGAGGAACUUAUAUCUGUCUGAAGUGAUGCCUGCCUGCUAUCUCUAGGCUAUUUGCUAUAUUUAGGCAGCGAGGGGGUGUAAGAUGUGUGAUAUUAGCUGUGGUAAACUGUCAUGAGUAUUUUGUGUCGGGGCUCUGUCUUCUCAGCUCCAUCACCAUAAGGUGGUUAGAUGCUACCUACCUACCUGCAUGAACACACUUCUGGGCUCAUAUUCAUAAAAAGUAUCAGAAUAAGAGAGCUGAUCUAGGAUCAGGUCCCCUCUGUUCAUUUAAAUGUAUUCAUUAUGAUCCAAUAUGAAAACGGAUUCUAGAUCAGCACUCCUACUCCGAGACACUAUGAAUACAGGCCCUGAAGUGUUCAAAGUGUACAUUAUAAGUGUAUAACAUUAAACCUAUCUUUAAUUUGUUUUGUAUCUGACUCCCAUCAGUAAAGCCAAGUCCAAGCUAAUGAGUAUAUUCCAUUUUUACUGUUUCUUAAAAUCAUAUCUCUCCUUCCUCUUGCCAGACAAAAAGGGGGGCUCUGACGACGACGAUGAUGAUGAUGAUGAUGAUCUUCUUCAAGAGCUGUCUGACCUGAGCAAUGAUGAGGGGGUGGAGGAAGACCAAGAU
Molecule: messenger RNA, 51128 nt
Organism: Coregonus sp. 'balchen'
Lineage: Eukaryota; Metazoa; Chordata; Actinopteri; Salmoniformes; Salmonidae
Source: the annotation of a GenBank genome assembly